This is a messenger RNA of Podarcis lilfordi (Lilford's wall lizard), 66651 nucleotides long. NCBI's taxonomy places the organism in Eukaryota, Metazoa, Chordata, Lepidosauria, Squamata, Lacertidae. The record is from the annotation of a GenBank genome assembly.
AUGGCCCUGAUUCCCCCACCUAAAAAAAAUAAUGAAUUUACAAGUUCCCUCGGAGGAAGCAAAUCAAAAGGCCCAGUCAAUAAUAUUUGUAACUGUACAGUUUUGGCCGCCAUAUAUAUCAUAAAUAGCACAUUUUUCAGAACAGCUAAUGGAUCAGUUUUCAUUUGCGCUAAGAAAACGAGCCGGCUCCCUUAUUUACUUCCAAGUGAGUCCCACGUAUGAGUAAGUAGCGCUUAUUUUCCAGGUAAACAUGCUAUUUUGGAACAGGGUGGGAAUAUUAAUAGCAUAGAUGUAUAUUUGUUUUUAAUCCACCGGACUAACUGGUGUGUGUGUGUAUGUAUACAUUAUAUAUAUUUAUAUAUAUAUAUAUGAUGGAUAUGUUUGCCCGCGUAUCUUUAAUAUUUCAGCCUUUAACGCCACAAAAUUCUCCUCCCCCAGGAAUGUAAAAUGCCAUCAAAUGUAAGUUCGAUUUGUCUUUAAAUGAUAUGGUGUUUGCUUGUGUGUUUUUGAGGCAUCUUAAAUGCCACAGGGACUUCGAUUUUCUUCUUCAAGUCCCCUUUCUGCUUUGUUUCGCUGCUUGAACAGUCUGGGCCCAAUAAUAUUUGACUUAUUCAUGCCCCCUCUUCUCCAAAUGCUAAAUUGGUUCCCCGAAUAUCCUUUUUCCUUCCUCCCAAGCCUAAUCGAUUCCCCAAAUUAAUCAAAUCAGUUUGAAACUAAGUGAAUCUCGCUCCGGUAAGUGUUUUAAAAUACCAAAUAUAGUUCUGAGGAAGGUGAGAUGAGGUUCUUACCCCCCCCGCCCCCCCCGCCCUGUAUCUUGGCCGGGAGGGGAAUAAGACUUUGACUCUUUAAGUGCUCUGUCGCUUUGAACUCCACCUAAAAGAUAGAUGUAGAGAUUGCCCCAAAAAGCGGGAAGGGGGGUGGUAGAAAAAAAUAGCGAAAAGCUUCCCCUCUCCUUUCUUCCUCUUCGCCUCAGAAGGGGCCACGCUGAAACUUCGUCUGGGACUUGAGUUUUUAACAGCUCAGGUCUGUGCCAUGCAUGGCUACUUUGAAAUAAACGCCAGUGAGUUUAGGGAGGCUUACUCCCAGGUAAGCGUGGAUUGGAUUGCAGCCCGAAAACGCGUUGGUAGAAGCUCCUCUCCCCUCUGCUCUGAAGCGAGGAUAGCUGCAGAAGGUUGUUUUCCGAGCUGCAAAACUGGUAAAUGGUCCGUCCGUCCGUCUGUCUGUCUGUCUGUCUGUCUGUCUUAAACCACUUCUGUCCGCUUAGAGAGAUGCAAGCUUUUUGAGUCCCACAGAGCUCUGCUUCAGGAAUUCUAUUGUUUGUUGGAUAUUUUCGCGACGGGGUGGGGUGGAAAUGUGGACACCUUUCUCCCUGCCAAAAGGCUUUUUUUUGAGGGGGGGCCCGCUCUCAGUCUCCAGGCAGCACAAUCUUGGUUUGGAAGGCAGGGGGUCAUAGCCAAGACCUACUUGGAAUAGACUCAUUGAAGUGAAUGAGCCUAUGUUUGUCAUAUCCAUUGAUUUUCGACGGGUCUGCUCGUGAGUAUCACCAGUACAAGGCAGGAGUUAGGAAGUGGUGGGUAGUCAGACAGUUGUUAGUACUGCUGUUGUUGAUUCUUAUACUGUAAGGGUGUAAAUCUUUGCAGAAUACAGGAGCAUAAAAGGUCCCUUUCCCCAAAGAGCUUACAACCUAAAAUUUGUCCACAGAAGAAAGACUUGGGGAGGCAUAAACAGGGGGAACCCCAUAUGAUUUAUUUCAGUUGCACAUACUUAGUUCUGGUAACAGGCACCAUUACAGGAGGGCAUUGGGGAUUAGAAGGCUGUACCAAAGGGUUCAUGGAAAAGGUGGGCUUUGUGAGAAUGGAUUUGGUGCAGGUAAGAAAGAGGGGUCGUAACAAUAACUUUUAAAAAUCACCAUCAGUAAUGUUGAUGAUGAAGACAGCCCCCUGUCCCUAGACUCUUAACAUAAGUGGCCAUAAUUUUUAAAGAUUGUUACUCUUAGGAGUUUCCUAAGCAAGGUAGCGGAAAUCCACUCUUGACUGAGGACCUCUUAGGAGCUGGAUGGAUUUGGUCUGUCAAAUAACCGGAUGGCUGUUGUAGGGAGUCUAUAUUGUGGACUUUAGUCCUCCAAUGCCAUAGCAUAUAGAUUAUAUGAUGGUGCUGCAAGUCCCAAGUGUAUGGCAAAAGACCACAGAACCUCCUAGGUUCAAUCCCAAGCAUAUCCAGGUAAGGAGAGAGAGAGACUCCCUGUCUGAAAUCCUUGAGAGCUGCUGCCAGUUGGUGUCAACAGUAUUGAGCUAGAUGGACCAAUGGGCUGACUCGCAAUGAGGACAUUUCUCAUGUACCUUUGUGUGUGUGUGUGUGUGUGUGUGUGUGAAUUAUAAAAUUUGCUAGGUUUUUUGUUUUGUUGGGUUGCAAACUUUCUAGAAUUAGUGUUCUUCUGAAUACAAAUAAAAUUUCAGCUAGAAAUUGGCAUGUGGGGUUCGCCUUCUAAACUUGAGGAAGUUAAGCCCCCUCAGGCUGAUUGUAGUAUAAUUGCAUUUAAUUCAGGCUAUCCAGUGCUUACUUCACUGAGUUCAGGGUCAUUUGCUGUUUGGUUGCUGACACUUCAAAAAUUUUUUUUUGUUUUUGUUUUGCUUUCUAUGUGGUUUUGUUUGCCCACUCAGUUGAGUGAUUGUGAUGGAUGGGUUUUGGACCAGAAGAGAGUUGGUCUUUUUCUGUGUUUCUUCCAACACCUAAUUAUGGAACCCACCAGCAUGAUGUUGUGAAGGCCACAAAUGGCUUUUUAAAGAUAGAAUAAUAAGGAUUACAGAGCCAUCCUAUGCAGAAAUAAAUCCCAUGGAGUUCAGUGGGACUUACUCCCAGAUGAAUGUGUAUACAAUUGCUGUUGUGAGGCCAUUUCACAGAGAGAUUUAUCCAUAGCUAUUAGGCUAUGGUAUCUAAAUUGAACCCUGGAAGCAGUAUACCUCUAAAUUUCAACUUAGGGAGGGAUGGCCAUCUUUGGGGUAGAAUACAGGACCAGACAGACCUUUGGUCUGAUACGGUGAGUCAUUUCUCAUAUUUCAAUGCGCCCAAAUAUCUAUAUUAUAUUAAUUAUUUUCUAACAGUACUCUGUAAAUGUGCAAAUCAUUCCCAAACCUCUGUAUAGCAUAUUCAUCUUCACAUUACCCAAUUUGGUCCAGUGUGGCUAAGGAAAGUGGAGAUGCUGCCGUGCGGAAGUCAAUCAAAUCCCACUCUGCUGCAGACACCAUUGUGUGGGCCCUGGGCAAAUCCCUCUCUCUAGACCUCAGUCCUCCAACCUGUAAAAUGGGAAUGAACAGUUAUCUGUCCCCUAACACAAGCUGUAAGGGCCUAGCUUUGUAAAAGGUUGUAAUAAUACAUUUUAGUCUUUCCACGCAGGUUGAGAUUAUCCCUUUUAUAUGGAUGGAAGCGUUGAGGCUGGCAGCUGCUCGCCCAGUGCAAAACAUGUUGGAUUCUGAGGGUUGUGCAUACAUACGUGUGCUGUUCUGCUUUCUGGUUUCCCAGAAGCAUUUGGUUGUCAACUUCUGGCCUAGAAGAGGUUCUGGUCUGAUACAACAGGGCUCUUUUAUGUUGUGUAUCAGCUUGUCCAGGUCCUUAGAUCUGGGGAAGAGGUCUUUCUCAUUGCCCCAUCACUAGGGGAUAUAUGUGGGGUGGUGACAUAGGAUGUGGGUUUCAUCUUCAUGGCACCCUGAGAGUGGAAUGCACUCGCCUCUGGAAAUACAGUGGGUGCCAGCAUUGUUGACAUUCCGGUGCCCUGUUUAAACCAGUCUCUUUGUCCCAGAUGCUGCAGGAUGCUAGUGCGUUGCUGUAACUGAUGGAGUUUUUAUGUUGGAAUUUUUAAUUCUAUUUUACAUGCACUCACUUUUGCUGGCUUCUUGUAAUAUUGUAAUCUGUUUUAGGGUUGUUUGAUGAAGAGCAGGUAAAUCAUUGUGCUUAAUUAACAGACAGACAGCUUAUUGGCUCUCUGGGGGGAAAGGUUCAACUUUUUAAAAUUCAGGAACAGGUUAUGAGUAUGAUGCCGUAGAGAUCUGUGUGACUCAGGGGAAGGCAGAAGCGAGAGAGCCCAGGUCAGGGUGUGCUUGUGCCAUCAGCUUCCAGCCCAGCCAGAAAGGACUCUGUCACAGUAAAUUUUAUCUCUGUUAUUAAAAUUGCAAACCAUUUUGGAUGCGUUGGCAGAAAGGCAGUAUACAAAUGCAACAAAACACAGACCUGUGAAACAUACAGAAAAGGGGAAAGUGACAUGACCCAGGUUGGAGCAUCUUUCUGAAGACAGAAGAUGAGAAGCUCUUGGUGACAAGACAACUACUGGGAGGAGAUCAGGGUAGAAUUGUAUAAAAUUUAAUUUGCAAGACAGACAGGCAAACUUGUUUUCAUCCCCUCUCUCUCCCAUAGGACUCACCCAGUGGAAAUAAUUAGCAGUCAGUUCAAGAUUGACAAACAGGGGUGUAUUUGUUCACUCAACUCAUAAUAAUUAAUGGAUGGGAUUCACACUCACAAGCUGCGGAGGUGGCCAGAAACCGAGGGGACAGUUUUCAAAUUUUGGAUUCGGCAGAUUAGUGAAUGGAGGUAGAGAAUUGUGAAAGCUGAACUGAACUUCCAGGUUCAAAGGCAGUCUAUCUCUGGGGCUGGAGGGGGGCACUGUUUUCACGCCUGACUUGAGCUUCCCAAAGACAACUGGCCGGCGGCUGUUAGAAAAACAGGACACUGUACAUGGGCAUUUAGUGUGGUGCAGCCAGUUCUUGGUGGUUUCAGCGUCUUUCAGUGCUGCAUGCCACAGACAGACACUCUGCAGCAGGAAGGAGAAGCAGCACCUGUUGGAUAGCUAGUCUGCUGUACUGCUGUUUUAAAGGCACAGACCUCCUUGCUUGUUUCAGCAGGAGCGCUGGAGAGCCCUGGGGACACAGAAAGAUAAUCCUGAGUCAGAUCAUUGGCCCCAGUGUUGUCUACACUGACUGGCAGCACCUCUCCAAUGUUUCAGGCAGGCAAUCUUUUUCAGGCCUGUCUGGAGAUGUUGGGGUUGGACCAGGGACCUUCUGCAUGCAAAGCAGAUUCUCCUCUACUGGGCUACAUCCCUUCUCUCUUGCUUGUGCUUUGGGGCUCCUCUUUUGGGGCAGGGUGUGCACUGUCUGUCCCCCCUCCCAGAUAUCUGGCCCUUGAUAUAGAUGUGGGCUUUUAUGCUCAAAAGCCGAAGGCCUGCUAUCUCUUUCGCCGUUCAGCCAGUAUUAUUAGCUGAUGCCCCGAGCAUGUUAUUUGCCUGACUGUGCUCUCCAGAUGUACUAUAAUUUAAACCAUGAUGUGCCUCUCUGACCCCCCCUCCCUUUCCGAAAGCAGCAUCCAAACAUUGGGAAGGGAGUUCAGGGUGGAGGGACGAGAUGGUGCUGUCCCAGCUUGGCUCCAUGGUGCUCUGAGCAAAAAGGGGGGAGAAAGGGGGUGAGGAGGCAGGGCCAGUUUUGGGAAAGGGGACUGCAGGUUGAGGGAGAGUGUGGCGGCGAUGGGGAAUAGAAGGAGAAGGGGGCCCCGGUUGUUUGGAAGAUCCUAAGUAAGAAACUAGUUGGAACUCCCGAAGACUGACAGCAGCAACGUCAGCAGAGGAGAGGGAGGGAGGGGCGGCAAGAAGGGUGGGCAGUCAAGACUCCAAACUGGCGCUCUCUCUUCCCUCUUCCCUCUCUCUCUCUCUCUCCCUUUCUCUCUCUCUCUCUCUCUCUUUUAUUUAAUGGAACAUUUUAAGAGGAGAUCUUAAAGGUACAAAACGAGAUCUAUGGGAAUAGACCAGCUUAGAAGGAACCAUCUCUCUCCAUUUGGGAUCCCCUCUCUCUGCGUAUUCUUUUCCCCCCGAAAAAUAAAAUAAAAAAGCAGAUUCAUUUUUUAAGGAUAUAGAACCAGAACCGGACUCUUUUUAAAUUAUCCUUUGGUGGUGGUUAUUUUGUAUGUUCGUGCGAGUUUUUCUUCUUCUUCAAAGGAUUUGGGAAAGGAAGGGUGAUUUCCCACCCCCACCCGUCUUUUUAACAAGGAUGCUGAUCCCUCUUGGAUGCUUUUGAUGAAGCAACAGCAGCGAAACUUCGCCAGACUUCUCGUUCCAGCAGCGUCAAGCCUCGAGCGAUUACUGUGAGUCAAGAGUUUCUCUCUCCACUCCCCCCCACCGCGCCGCAACACACACGCACACACACACACAUCGCAAAGUAAAGACCCCCAGCUAGGUUAAAAAGGGGGUGGUGGAUGGAGAGGGAGGGAGCAAACCAAAGGAAGUGUUUGCCACCUCGCCAGCGUUUUGCCAGGCACAGAGUGGGGGUGGGUGGAGGGAGAAGAGGAAGGACCAAGCUAGAAACUACAGGAAUGAAUUCACCACCACCAGUAGAAAAAGAGGGAGGGGAGACCUGCCAGGUUGGGUCCAGAUCAACAUUAUGUGCAGUUGUUGGGUUGCGCUUCAGCCAACCUCUCCUUUCUUAUAUGUACGUGCACGCGCGUCCCCUCCAAUUUGUGUUGAGCUUAUGUAUGUAUCCCCCAAACUCAUCACAGGGGCCUAUGUGAUGGCGAAUGCGUUUCCACUGCUGUUAUUUCUAGGGGAGGAGAGGAAUCGCCAAGGUUUGGGGAGGGAGCAUGAAUCUUUUGGGCAAGGUUCUGAAUGAAAAGAAAAUGGAGGGCGGGAAUGAAAUAAUUUUUUAAAAAAAAAUACACAUAUAAGUGGGUAUUAUAGCAUUCUAGGUUGAACAUUCUAAAAAAAAAAAGCUGCUAUCUAGAAUUUGUAAUGGAUUUGCCAAAACCACACACUCCCUAAUAAUUAUUUUUAAAGAUCCAGUGUAAGUUUUAUUUUUCAAAGUAUUUUUUUUCCUAUCACACUCUAGAUACUCUCACUUUAAUCUGAUGAUUUAUUUAUUUUUACCUGCCCAUCUUUGUUCAAAAGGAAGGCCCCUUGAGUUCAAUAGGACUCCCUGACUAGCAAGAUUCACAGCACUAGAUCACUCAUUCACUUGAUAAUUCGACCGCACAACUUUGCGUACCGGAAAACAAAAAGUACAGAGCUAAUGUUGCUAUAUAUCACAUUUCAAAAAAGUAAAUUAUCAUUUUGAAAGGCCUUUCCCCCCCCAAGAAGGCAUGUUCUAAUCAAAAAGAGUUCAAAGACCUGCAACUUUAUGCAAUAGAUGGAGAUCUUGGGAGGUGGGAAUAAAAACCCAUUUAGAAGCAGAAAGAGAAAGUAUUUUGAAAACGUUUCUUAAAAAAAAAAGAAAGACAAAAAAGACGACCAGAUCGAUUUGCCAACAUAGUAGUCGGAAAUUAGGGGCGUGUGUUUUUUUAUCCUUCAGGACUUUGUAACUCCCUCUAUACUCUAUAUAUGGCGAAUGCGCAUUUGCCAACAUCUCUGCCUUUACUUCGGGAACGUCACAGACUCCCGACGGAGGUGGAUUCGAAAGAAUAACACCUUAAACAUUAAUGCCACUAAUACAUAAAAGUUAUGGGGAGUGGCGCCUGCGUAGAAACGGUGUUCCUUCCACACCCUCGGCUUUGAACUUCAGACAACUCAUCUGAACCCGCGUUACCUUCGGGGCGGCGGGGAGGAGUUGGGGAAACUGGAUGUAAACAAAAGCGUCCGCGCUUUGGAGAGCGCUUGUUUGAGAAGUCUUUUUGAACCAAUGUGGCCAGGUUGAACCUCCUGUAGUACAGGAGGAGUAGGAAGGAAGGGGAAGACGACGUAGGAAGAAGUUUCCCCGGGAAUUUAAAAGAGUGUGUGCGCGUUGGGGCGGGGGAGAUGCGCCAGCCUCCGAUAUUAAACUACGCUUUAAACUUGGAAAGUUUAAACCCACUGAUUUCUGCAGAGCCUACAGUAAAAAAUCAACUUAAAAGAAACUGGCAGCGCUCCAAGUACAACUGGGGGAACUCACCUUAGAUUUCUAAUAUUCCGGGUGGGGGUGGGGGUCGAUCCUCCAAGUGGUGGCACUGAGUGGAAAUCUAGACACUUAAUCAAGCAUGGCCUACCCAUUUUAAAAAAAAGUAUGUCGUGGCUGUAGCUCUCCAACGGUUUGACUUCACCUCCAAAGCCGCGGUCUUCCCUUGUGUCCAGAGACAGACGGGUGCCUGCCAACCAACCAACCAACCAACCAACCAACCGGGUCCCCAUCCAACUUGAUCAUUAAUUCAAUCAAGAUCUAACAUGAUAAUAUUAACAGUAGCAACACAAAUGCAUUGUUUUUGUUGUCCUCAUAGGAUGAUUAGUUGCAAUAAUAUAAACGGCGCUGUUCUUAAAAUCAAGGAUGAUAAUUUUCCCUGGCCACGUUUUGCCCUUGAAGCAGCUUGUGUGUGAGAGAGCAAGGCCACCGCUAUGUUACAGACGGGGAAACUGAGGCCGAGAGAAAUCUGGCCAAGUCAAUGGUGGCCAGCUGGCAUUUGUUUUAUGAGUUGGAUUUCUGAAGCCAACCACACUACGUGAACUUACUCUGGAGUAAGUUAUUUAGAAGACGUAAAUCUCCGGCAUUUGCCCGUAAAUAAAUGUGCCUCGCGUUACACAGCUAAGGCGGAAUGUUUCUUUCACUCCGGUCUUUGGUCCCAAACUUGCAUGAAAUAUGUAACUUAUUUGAGAAUCAAACAGGCAUACGUUUUGGGGUGGAAUGAUACUUUCUUCCUCUCCCUCUAAUUAUUUUAAUAACAAAUAGCUUCCUAAUUCUAGGUGGCCUUCACCACGUAUGAGGAACCAAGUUGAACAUUUUCUUUUAAAAUAUCGAUGAUGAGACACACCCACCCACAAAACUUCUUCCUAUGUGUUUUGGUUUUUUUAAAAAUACGAGCAGUGUAUUUUAACUGCAAGUGUCACACACCUCAGCACCUUACAGACCGUCCUUUAAAAUAAGGGAACCUUGCACGCUGCCUAAAUGUCCCUGGUAGGCAUGUGGGUUUAGAAAGAUGCUGGACCGAGUUUCUUCCAGACUAAGUGCGUGUUGGGUUGCAGCUUAACAGGGCGCUCCGGCUCAUGUCAACUCAGAAGUAAGUCCUACUGGCGUCAGUGGGGCCUACUCCCAGAAAAGCAGAUUUGUAGUUAUAGCUGCGCCUAUAUGCACGCUCAUGCCUGAGAGUAAAUCCCACUGAACUCAACUGGGCUUAUUUGCGAGUAGACCUUUGUAGGGUUGCAUUGUAGGUAUCCCAAUAAAAGCGACCUCUCUGGGUGCCCUUUGAGCAGCAUGUUAGCUUUCCUCUUGAAAUAAACUGUUAAAAUCGCUUGGCUAAAUCUGUUUUUUAAAACAAACAAAUAUAGCCAGAAUCCUCCCUGUUUGUGUAAAUGUCAAGGCAUGCAUUAUAUAAAACUCCAACGCACCUACUUUUAAAAGGGGGUUGGGGGUUGGGCAAAGGGAAGUUUACUCUCUUCCGCUGUGCCGCCGUUUUUUUAAAAGCUGGCUUUAAAAAAAAGAGAUUUCAGGAUGGUGUGUAGAUAAAUGGUUCCUUUCCUUUAAGAAAAGGAAAACAAAAAGGAAAGUGCGUGUGUGGUUUUAAACGUGCUGGUGAUCGCGCCGCUCAGACGUCACCAGAGCGCCCCUUUUUAAGCCUAAGGCGUUUUGGACAAGCUAGACAUCCAGGGAGGCCUCAUUCCCCGAUCCCAAGCAGGCUUACUUGGGAGUAAAGCAUCAGCCUGGCCCAUCCACCCCCACCCUGCUUUCUGCGGACGUGAAAUGCUAUAUCCUCAGCAGCAGGUAGGCGCAGUCCCAGACGCGCCAUGGAGGGAGAUACUUGGAAACGAGCGCCAUUGAAUCCGGUGACUCUUGAACAGUGGGAGUAGGCAUGCAAAGAAGCUUUCCCGUUUGCAGCGCCGUCCUGGGCAAGUUGACCUGGAAGUAAGUCCCAAUAGACCCAGGAAAGUCGGGCAUAGAGUAGCGGAUAGGAUUGCAAGGGAUAUUGUAUGGGGGGAAGUGUGUGGGGGGAGGGGGAACGAUCCCAUUUAAGGCUGAGCAAUUCCUGGUGGUUUCCAUGCGCGCACCAGUGCCUCCUGCCCAUAGCGCCCAGACGUUCUCUCUGCCGCCUCCUAAUGUAUAUAUACUUACUAUAGGUACUUUUGCGUUCCUCCUAAGAGCACGUGAAUACUGUAGUGAGAUGACUAUGGUAGCGCCCUCAGCGUCCAGGCGGCGUUUUACAGUUUCCGGAGCCAACGCAGGUCGCUGCACGCGAGGCAAAUGCAGCCUGGUUUCUGACUAGGCCUCAUUCGCUUUACAGCUGCUCUGUUAUGUGAAGUAAAUCUCAGGCAGCCAGACUUUUUCGUUUCCAAAAUUCAGGUGCAUACAAUUAAGUAAACAAACUCCCUCCCCCACCCCCCGCUAAAAAAAUGAGGCUGCAGGGUCGUUUACCUGCAAUUUGACAUGCCACACAAGCGUAUGGAUGUUGAUCCGCAACAUUCCUUGCUGUGUUCAAAUGGGGCUUCUUUACAAGUAAAUGGUGCGUAAAACGUAAAGGUGGGAUUUGGGGGCAUAAACAACAAAAUCUACUAUUAUUUUAAAUUUCCAUGCCUUUGUAUUGCGGGAUACUUUCUCCCCCCCCUUUUUUUUUUUGGUCUGCACCCCGCCUCUUAAAACUGUUGAAACUGGGGGUGGGGGUGCGUAGCUGACUUGGUUCAAUGUUUGUAAAUUUGGAAGGAGAAACAGGGUUUUAGAAAAAGACAGAAGAUGGAGGUGAGGGUGAAGUUGUAAAGCCAGAAAACAACACUUAAGGGCAUGUGACAGGCAAAAGUGGGAUUUAUUUCACUGGGGGGCAAAGGCGAAAAGGCUCGUCGGAGGGAGGGAGAGCCGCGCCGCAGUCCUCCUAGAUGGGGCGUCGGGGAGAAAAGUCCAUACAACCCCAUCGAGUUCCCUUGGAUCCUGCAGAAAUAUCGCUGCGAGGAAAUGGCUGGGGCAGGACUAGAACCCAAAUUUGGUCGUGUUUGGUAGAAAUCACAACUGCGAGGCAACGCGUGAACAGAGCCUGCGCGUCGGCGGCCGCCUUAUUCAAUGCAUUUUUAGAGCGAUUUUAUACUGCUGUCAACUCCUACCAGUAUGAAUCACCCUGGUCAGUUACACUCGCUUAGUUUGUUUAUUCCGAGUGCUUGGUGUUGCGUCUCCCCCACAUCCCAAAGACUCGGGAAUGCUUACUAAACUUUGUAUAUGUGUGUGUGUGUGUUUUGAAUUAUAGCUCAAUUAAACGGUUGCAUUGCUUUUUAACUAACUCUCAAUUCAGGCUGCAACCCCUAUGCGCAGUUACUUCCGAAAUAAACAGGCAGAGCAUCGGAUUACGCUGCCUGAUCAUAGCAGGCAUGUUUACUUAGUCUAAGUCCCGCCGGCUGCUAAAUAUGGGGCAACCCUCUACCCGAGGUUUUGUUUAAGAACUUCACACUCUUGAAUGAUCCAAACACACACACAAGCCACCUUAAAGCGUGUUUUACCCAGAAGGACGCUCCCUCGAGUUUGGUAAGAUUUUUACUCCAGAGGAAACGCCCCCCCCCCGUUUAUAUUUGCAUUGUGAUUUAAAUUGGUGGGGUUUUGUUUUGUGAUUUAAAUUGGUGGGGAAACACAGCGGAUUUUGUGGCGGUGAGAACAACAGGGAGAGAGAGCGCAACAUGAAAGGCGUUCAAUAACCUGUUUUUAAAAGGGGGAUCUUCCUUAUUUACUCAGGAAUAAAUUGCUCUAAAUCAACAGGGCUUGGGUGUCUUGUGUUUACACAGGAGGCGUGAAUCAGUGGCCCAUCAGACACUUUAGGUAGCUUCUGGAUUGUACCCCCAUGACUGACACGUGACAGCCCCCCCAACCCAGAGGGCUACAUUUAUUUGAAAGUAAGAGUCACCUUGAUUUCAAUUGGACUUUCUUAUGAGAAAAGCCUACCGAGGUGUUGCUGUAAGCCGGUGAACUCACCUUCUCACGACGAGGGUGUCGUCUUGAAAGGAAGACAUGGCUAGCGCAUUUAAACUAAAAUCAGUAAAACCGUCUAGUAGACUCUUUUAAAUAAAUAGCUUGUUAGGGUAGACCGAAGUGAGGCAGCCUUUGUGCAUACUUACUCGAACUUGAUCCCCGUUGAACUCAAUGGGAUUUGUAGGAAAUUGUGCAUCAGAUUUAAAUCCGAGGUUACUUUGGGGGGGGGGAAGCGGAGGGGACGUAUUGUGCAUUCCUAUGAGGGGACGUAUUGUGCAUUCCUCUGAGAUCAGAGGGACUUAAUUCAGAGGUAAACGUGCGUAGGAUUCCGUCCCGGAAUCUGCAGGACCUUAUUCAAGUUCAUUCUGAAGUACGUAAAUCUCUCUUAAUCGGUGGGGUUUAGUUUAAGGUAAAACGGACCAAGGGGUUGCACGUAAGAUAACAAAGAUGUUAGAUAUGCGCUUCAAGCGGCCGUGUAAAGGAUAAAGUCGCAAGCAAAUAGAAUCCUCUGUGCGCUAUGCGUCCUCCCAGGUUACUCUAAGAAGAUUUUAGAGCCCUGAAGGAAGUCCUGUUGAGAGCUCAACGUGACUUCCUUCCAAGCAAAUAAAAUCCCGUGGUUGUUUACUCAUAAGUAAAACCUCCCGUGUUCAGAGGCGUACUCCCAGGCAUGGGAGCUUCUCCCAGGAAAAUGUGCAGUCUUGUGUGUGAGGAUUAACAAAAGUUACUCCAGGGUGUGAGUGGAAUCCUUUAAAAAAUGGAUUCUAAGCAAGCUCUCCAAAUGAAAUGAACACGCUUUGCUUCAAGGAAAGCAGGAUUUCCUCCCCACAAAUAAAAACAAAUCUGGAAGAGUGUUUGAUUUGAGCAGACACACACCUUGAUUGGGUCCUAAGGGUGGUAUCCAACUAAGUCACAUUCCACUGAAAGCACUGGACUUCACCAACUUUCAAGUCCAUUCAUUUCAGUGACUUUUUAACCCUAAAUUUACCACCUUAAUUUUCCAGUUUUGUGUAAGGAGAGGUCACAUUGGGUACAAAAUCAAAUCCCAUUGAAAUCUAUGCACAGUUAAUUUCCACAUAGGAUACCGCGUGCAAGUUUUAUUUUAGUGGGGCUGGAGUUUGAGGACAUCCUUCAAAGUGAGAUCACACACACGACUCACACGCAAAUGCAAUGGGUUCCUUGUAGUAAAGUUUAGUUACAUUUCAACAUACUGAUAGUACAUCACGUGUGAAUUGGGUCGGCUAAGCUUCUUAGUACCUUUAGCAUGCUACUGUCUAGGGAGUAUGCUUCACUGAAGAUGAUGGGAUUUGCUUCUGAGUAAAACAUGCCCAAGACUGCAUUUUGAGGAAGAUCAGGGUUACUUAGGAGCAAGUCACAUUGCAAUAAUUUUAUUCCACUUUUUACCAUGUACUUCUUGUUUUGCGUAGUUCACAUGUGGCCAGUAGUGCCUAAGCAUCCUUAAUCAGCAUUGGCUCUCAAGCUUAUUAUCAUCAUCUUUGGUCAGUUUUAUAAUAAGGGUGACUUGUAAGCAGCCUUGAAUUUUUGUUAGAAAGGCAAGAGAUAAAAAUGCUUAAAAUCAAUAAAAACAACACUAAAUAACAGUAAUAAAUAAAGCUGUGAUCCUGAGACUACUUAUCCCCACUGAAUUCAAUAGAACUUGCUUCUGAGUAGACAUGGCUAAGGAUUGCAGAGUGCAGUCCUUACCAUGUCCACUCAGGUGCAAGUCCUAUUGAAUCCAAAUGGGGCUUGCUUUCAGGUAAAUGGGGGCUAGGAUUCCAACCUCACUGAAAUAUACUUGAAGUGGGGUGUGUUUUAUUUAUUUUUAUUAUACCCAGCAGGGGUUAAUUUGAAGUAAAAGUUGCACAGGAUCAGAUCUGCAUUAAUGGUGCUGCUUGGGGAAUAGAAACAAUCCAUUUGUUUGUAAAUUUCAGCAUGGGAGUGAAAUUGAUCUGAUCUUUUUUUCAGGCUUAGCUUUUAUAUUGCACAUUUCAUUGUUAGAUUUUUGGGUGUCCCCACCCUGCCUCUAAUCUGCUUAGUAAAACUUGGGAGAAAAGCUGUCUGCCUCCCCUCACUGUAUUAUCUUUAUUGCUUUUUUCCCAGUGACUGUCGGAGUUAGGAGAAGGCAGGCCCUUUUAUCUUAACUAAGGCUCACCGUUAGGAUGUUUACACAGAACAUCUUUUCGUCUGUUUUUAGUAUUAUUACCAAAGUUUUAAAAUGGACUCCAGAUAAGGAGUUGGGGGUGGGAAGCAAUAUUGCAGCCUCCCGUUCCCCUGAAUCUAAUUUAAGUAAUGUUAUGAACGAGAACAUUUGCAUGCCUUUUUAUAUCUUUAGGCGCAAGGGAAAAACCUUGUCCAAUGGGGUUGACUAAUAGGGCUAGAUUUUUGCAUGUUAUACACAGAUGUAAGUAUCACUGAGUUUAAAUGAGUUUGCUUCCAAGUAAGCAUGCUAUAGGAAUACACUUGUAGGAUUUUUUUAAAAAAUGUAUCACAUAUGUGUUGCCUUGGUAUCCCAGCAGAUAGCAGGAACAAUAUGUAAAAUUACGUUAAAAUUAGAAUUAAGUCAGAUUUGUGGAUUGCCUGUAACUUUGUGGGACUCUCUAAAGAUCUUUAAAGCGGACAAGGCUAGCCCCUGAGGAGGUAUUUUCAUCUGGUGGGGAAUUAAGGGAGUUUUUCACAUGGAUUCUAAGUUCCAUUGAUCCCAGGGUAGAAUCAGGAGUAAGGGGCUUCAAACCCACUUGCUCAGAAAUAGAUUGUGAGGAAUGCAACCCAAUCCUGCACAUGCUUACUCUAAGGUAAACCGCCCUUAAGUUCAAUGAGACCUCCGAGGAAAUUUGCAUAUAGCUGUGCAGCUUUAACCUGAAGGAAAAUGAGUUUAGGUUUGGAAGGAUGAAGUCUCAUUCGCCAGAUUGAGAUGGGAAAAGGCGUUCGUAAAGAGAUCUGAUUGAUGUCCGCAAUAUUACUAUUUAUCCAUUAUGGGAAGCCUUCCCCAACAAAAUUAAAUCUUCCAGUGGCAGAAAAUAAUCACAUAUUUUCAUAACCAAGAGAAAAAGAUAAGAAUCUGAAUGUGCUGGGAAAGGUAGAAAAACUACCAGUCAGUCUCUUGCCAUUCAAAAAGUAAAUCUACUUAGGAGUAAAUUCCUUUGAUUUCAAUGCAGUUUACUUCUCAGUAAGCCUGGAAGCCUAAACAUGCAGAAGUAAGUGCCACUGAGUUCAAUGAGACUCGAAAGUUUACAGGUUUCAGUCAGCAUCACUGAAAAUUUUGCUGAAUUCAAUGGGACUUCUAAAUCAAUGUGCAUAGAUUUGCAGCCUCUUUUGGACUUAACUUUUGAGUAAACAUUCAUAGGCUCAAGCUCUAAAUGUGCUAAGGGGAGUAAGUCUGAACUGUGAGAAAAAAACCUGUAAGUAAACAUGCAGAGGAUUCUGUUACAUGAGAAAAGUGAUGCUCAAACUCACUUUCUAAGACUGCAGUCCUAACACACCCUGCUUUGUUACUCCUAAGUAAGCAUGCAUAGGAAUCUAGUUGCAUUUAGCAUACUUAAGCCAGAAUUUCUAACAGGCUCCAGUUUGAGACCCUCCCCUCCCCUUUUUCACUGGGAACAGCUGCAGCCCAGCUUAAGUAGUUUUUUUGGGCUAGCUGUGGGGAGUUUUUUUGGGGGGGGGGAGAGGAGGAGUCUUUCCUUCCUGCCUCUCUGCUGCUGCCCCUAACUUGAAUAUUGCCCUCAUAUGUUAACUCAAAGCUAGCCUAUCUGAAUGCCCUCUUGUAUUUGCUGUUUAGUCCCCAACACUACAGGAAAAAAAAUAUGCAGUCAAGGUGUAUCAUUUCUGAAUUUAUGUUCCUUAGCUUAGAAGACCUCUAUGUCUGUGACCCAGUUUGCUGGCAACUGGGGGUGUGGGAGAUGCUUUUAAAAAUAUCCUUCAAAGCCAAGGAACAAUUUGGGUACCCUCUUGGGAAUCAGGGGGAAAGGGAAUUUUAAAACUGUCCUUUCUUUAUAAUGCAGGACAAAAUUAGGAGAAUACGUAUAAAGUUGAAGGGCGAUGUGAAAGGAGGACCUCUUUUGCAUGUACUGUACAUGGUGCUUUUGCAUCUCGCAAUGCAGGUCUCACAAGUCUGAUAUCAUUCCCAAAGUCAAUUUGCCCAGAGAUAACAAUGGGACAAAAUAACCCGAGCCAUGGGCAGCAAUACUUCUCUCAAGCUACUUGAAACUCUCUUAAAAAUGGUUGGCUCUAGUCGAGCUAAACUUAAAUCCCGGUGACCAUACAAAAAUCAGUAGUAGGCAUGCUCGUCUGUUAGGAAAAAUCCAGAAGUUACAGCCAGGUAGUAUCUUAUUUUGAGGACCAACUAAAAUGCUGCAAAAAACCAAAUCAAAACCUGGAACAAAACAAGCAAGCUUUUGAGCUAUCCAGGACCCUUCUUCAACUGAACCAUAAGACUUGCUCACUAUUUUGUGGCAUUCUUUUCAACACCCCUACUAACCACAUUGCCUUUCUGUGGCUUUUGACUUUGUGGUAAUUAUUUUCUGCAUGAUGUUAAUAGCCUUAUCCUGUGCACAUUACUCAGUGGGACCCCCUAGUAAGUGUGCUUAGGAUUGUCGUGGAAGUCUCUCUGAAACCAAUAGAACAAGUUAAGAGUAACUAAAAUCUGGUUGCUUCCUUCAGUGGGAUUUAGUAAUGAUGACCAGCCUUAGCCGGCUGGCAACUUUUAAUCUGUCUCCAAAUUUGGGAAGAGGCAGGGACAGGCAUAGGCAAACUCGGCCCUCCAGAUGUUUUGGGACCACAACUCUCAUCAUCCCUAGCUAACAGGACCAGUGGUCAGGGAUGAUGGGAGUUGUAGUCCCAAAACAUCUGGAGGGCUGAGUUUGCCUAUGCCUGGGCAGGGAGAUCUGUAGAAAAACAAUAGACUUGGUAAAAUUUGGGAGGGUUUUUAAAAAAUUGGUUAAAUCUGCUGUGCUGUUAACGGUAGUAUGAUCUAAAGGCAUAACCAGGUAAUCAUGUGCAUCUCCAUGGUUGUGGAAACCUUCGCCUUGUACUUGCUGUUAAAAGAGCAAGGCCAAGUCAUUUUUUUCUGGUUAGUUGGCAAUCCUAAGUGGAAGAGAGGUGAAAAAUGGGGUCCAUUUCUUUACGUUCCCAAGAACAGCCACUGGUAUUCAGUUCAUAUGGGUCACCUCCUGAAGCUGUUAAAAAUAAAUAAUUCCCAGACUGAAAAGAGAUAUUAUUGUACAGCAAGUGCAAUAAUAGAAUCAACACAGUUCAUGUAUUUAAAGAGAGGGGAGAAAGGUAUUUCCAAGGAGAUGUUAGAGGCUCAACAACACACACACCAGGUCUUCUGCUUUCCUCAAACCAAAGAGCAUCUCUCCCUACCAUAUAAUACUGCCGCUGAAGUUUUUCUUGAAAAACAGCUUAUGUUCAGCCAGCGUGCAUUGAUACAGAAAACGGAGGAAAAGUCCUGGAAUUAUAAAGUUUUAAGGGGGAAUCGGUAUCGCCAAUGGGUGGGUAAUGAUGCGUCUCUGUAACUCUAACAGCUUUUCUUUAAAAACACCACUACCACAUUUUAUGCUAUCUAAAUUUGAAUUUGGGGGAGGAAAAAAAAUGACAUUGUUUGUUAGAAUUUUGGUCUCUUGAACUUCCAAAGUAUUUGAAUUGGGGGUGGGGGUGGGGGAGAAAUCUCAAGGGCCAUUAUGAAAGAAGUUGCAAGAACUUAGUAAAAGACACAAAGAUAAAAAGCUAUGUGUUGGCUCACUCUGGGGCCUACGGCUUAUAUCCAUUAGGGAGUCUAGCCACUUCUGUUCCAUGAGAUUAGACUGAGCGAGUUCCCAACUGGCUUUGAACCAAAAUGAAUUUGGAUACAAUGUGAACCAAACUCUCUCUCUCUCUCUCUCUCUCUCUCUGUGUGUGUGUGUGUGUGUUGAGGAUGCAUGGGUAAAUGAUGUCAUUUUCUUUGGAAGCCUAUCCCAGUCUUUAAUACCUCGGCCCCCAUCCCACAAACCUUCACUUUCUCUUCCCUGGUGUUUACCUAAGAGUCUCAUAAUGUUAUUAUGUAUUAGAUGGAAGCCCCAUUGAUUUCAGUGGGACUUUACUAUUGUAUCGCUGUGUGAAAGGUGACCCCCCCCAAAAAAAUAUCUAGCGCAAUAUUCUUCCAACUAUAUUCCUUCUGGGAUAAAACUGAGGUUCUUCAGCAGCUCAGCAAGGGUUCCUCAGUGAGAAGACCAGGCUUCCCAACAUCUCUAGUGAGGUCUGAUAGCGUUGGUUGGAGUGGUGAGUAAAAUUAGAGUAUGCCCCAAAAUCCUUUGCAACAACUGCAGGGUGGUGGGGGGAUACAUCAGGAGCACAGGGACGUAGGAAGUUGCCGCAGACUGUCAGACCACUCUUCCAAUCCAAUUCAGAAUUGCUGCUCCAGGAAUAAGGAACCUGUGGCUCCUCCCAGAUGGAUUGCAGCUCCCACCAGUCCCAUUCAACACAGUUCAUCAUCAGGGAUGUUGGAAGCUGGAGUCCAGCAACAUCUGGUAGGGCACAGUUUCUCCAUCCCUGGUCUCUGCUGGUCUCUGCUGACGGAUGGUGGCUUUCCUGGAGUUCAGACAUGUGUCUUUUCCUACUGGAGAUACCCACCUGGCCUUUGUGGCAUGCAGUAGUCAAGUAGACAUGCAAUGGGUUUGCCUUUCUUUCUUUCUUUCUUUCUUUCUUUCUUUCUUUCUUUCUUUCUUUCUACAUCUAUACCUAGUGGGGGUAUAGGGUGCUAAACAGACUCCUACUAGCUAAUGUGGUCCAAAUAACCUAGGUGUUGGGAUUUAGAGCAGGCAGACAAGGUUCCAAGGGCACAAAAGUGAUGGGGUGGUGCAAGGGAAGGAAGGAUGAGUCUGUUUAGCAGCCAAACACUUUGCCAGGCCACUAGAAACAGAUGCGUGGGCCAAAUGUGACCCGUGGACCAUGGGUUCACCACCGCUGCUCUAUCCCGCACAGAGGAGUUCUUCAGACCAGGGGAACCCAAGCUAGAAGCAGCAGCUAUACAGUAUAGGGCCACCUCUUGGUUCUCGGCCUGAUCAAGCUGCAGUAUGUAGCUCUUAUGUAGAGCAUCUGCUUUGCAUCCUGGAUAUCCUAGGUUCAAUCCCUGGUACCCCCAGGUAGAGUUAGGAAUAUUCGUGUCUGAACUCUUGGAGAGCUGUGGCUGCUGAUCAGUGUAGACAGUGUUCAAUGACCAGUGGUCUGACUUGCGUAUAAGGAAGUUUCUAGUGUGUUUAUGUACCUGUAUACCAUGGGACGCGGGUGGUGCUGUGGGUUAAACCACAGAGUCUAGGACUUGCUGAUCAGAAGGCUGGUGGUUUGAAUGCCUGCGACGGGGUGAGCUCCUGUUGCUUGGUCCCUGCUCCUGCCAACCUAGCAGUUCGAAAGCACGUCAAAGUGCAAGUAGGUAAAUAGGUCCCGCUCCGGCGGGAAGGUAAACAGCGUUUCCGUGCGCUGCUCUGGUUCGCCAGAAGCGGCUUAGUCAUGCUGGCCACAUGACCCGGAAGCUGUACACCAGCUCCCUCGGCUAGUAAAACGAGAUGAGCGCCGCAACCCCUAUUGGUCAGGGGUCCCUUUACCUUUACCUAUACAAUGUUAGCUGCUGGGAAUCACAAGUUACGAGAGUGCUGCUGUCCAGCUUGUGGGUUUCCUAUGAGGGCCGCUGUAAGAAGAAAAUGCUGGGCUUGAUGGGCCUUUGGCUCAGACCCUUCUGAUGUUUUUGUGGCUGAACACAUUUGCUCACUUACGAUGUUUGGUCAGUCUCCUGUGCUGUUUGUUCCUGCCUCACUUUUAACACCAUGUGGUUAGGAUCAUAGUCUGAAGCUGCAUUCUUAAGUAUACUUUAGCUAUACUAUGUUGGGGGUGAGUGAGCUGGUAGUUAGGAGAGGGCAUUCAUAUGUGCAAGCCCAUCCCUUCUUCAUAUGUAGCACCAAGCAACAAAUCUUGUGUGAAGGGCUGCAACUCAGUGACAGGCCUCGGGUUCAACCCCAGCAUCUCUAGGUAGUGCAAGACCCCUGGUCUGGAACCCUAGCGAGAGCUGCUGCCAGUCAGUGUAAACAAUAUUGAACAAGAUGGACCAAUAGUCUAUUUCAAUAUAAGGCAGGUCUUUGUGUUGCUAUGAAUGAAUGGCAAUGGAUCAAGACAUUGAAUUUUAGAAUUUCAGAGUUGGAAGGAGGUAUUGAAGACUAUUUAGUCCAAUCCCCUUGUUCUGUUCAGGAAUCUUGCCACUACAAAACUGGCCAGUCAGACUCAACAAACAAAGCCGUCCUAUGCCACUGGUCUGCCUGGCUUAGUAUUGUCCCUACACUGACUGGCAGUGUCUCUCCUGGGUUCCUGAUAGGGGACGUUGCCAUCCCUACCCAAAGAUGCUGAGGAUUGAACCCAGGACCUUCUACACACAAGGCAUCUGCUUUGCUGCUGAGCUACAUCUCUUCUCAUAUUCUGCUCAUCCAGGGCCUGGAGCAGCUUAAUUAAUAAAUGUAUUAUGCAACAAACCCCAAAAUACCACAUUAAAAACAAUGCAGCAAGGAGCAACAGUAAGGCAAGCAAUCAGCUUUUGGUUUUGCUUGGGUUAGAAUGAGGGAUUGGGGAGAAAUUCAUUUGGUUCACUUUUUAAUGCAAACGCUUCUCAUUUGUGCUUCCAAUGCACAUACCGAAAUGCAGCUAUACUUAGAAAGUUGCACGUCUCCCUAUUUUUUGAUGCAGUCCUCCAAUCAUUUUUUUCCCCUUUACAGGAAAAGCACAUGUUGGGGAAGACUGUGCACAAAACUAUAUAUCAGUGAAAAUAAUGUAUAAAAAUGCAUUACUGCCUUGGGAAAUUGGUUGCAGAAAAAUGUGCAUUAGGAGAAAUGCCUUUGCAAAAUGCGUAUCGAUUUUCAUGCAGAAUUUAUUAUUAUUAUUUUAAUUUUUAAAAAGGCACGCUGGCAAGCUGAUGUGGAAUUGGGACAAACUGAUUAUAAGAUUGGAAAAACGAGAAACCAAAAUUGAUGGAUCCUAGCUAGAACUGGACCUUGGGAAUUUGUGGUUUAAAUAGAGGUGCCAAACCUCAAGCCUUUCUGGAUGGAGUUAAGAUUAAUUUAUGCCAAAUGGGAUCCUCAAGCUGUCAGUGGUCAUGUCUGGGAAACUCUUCCCUCUCAUAGAGUCUGACCUGACUCGCAAGCAACCCACCAUGCUUGGCAAAGGCCACCAGCCAUGUAUGGUUUAGAAUCAUGGAACUGCAAAGGUCCUCUAGUCCUGCAAUGCAGGAAUCUUCACUAAAGCAUCCAUGACAGAUGGCCAGCCAACCUCUGCUUAAAAAGCUGCAAUGAAGAAGAGGCCACCUCCUUCUGAGGGAGUCUAUUCCACUGUCGAACAGCUCUUACUGUAAGAAAGUUUUUCCUGGUUUUCAGUCAGAACCUCCUUUCUUGUAACUUGAAGCCGUUGGUUCGGGUCCUACCCCAUGGAGCAGGAGCAAACAAGCUUGCUCCAUUCUCCAUGUGACAGCCCCUCUAAGUCUCCUCUUCAACAAUCUAAACAUAUCAAAUUCCCAUAGCCGUUCCUCAUAAGGCUUGGCUUCCAGACCCUUGAUCAUCUUGGUUGUCCUCUGCAUAUGUUCCAGCUUGUCAAUAUCCUUUAUAAAUUAUGAUGCCCAGAACUGGACACAGGACUCCACGUGGGGUCUGACCAAGGCAGAAUAUAGCAGGAUUAUUACUUCCCUUGAUCUGGAAACUAAUCUGUUGCUGCAGCCUGGAAUAGCAUUAGGGUUUGUUGUUUUGCUGCUGCAUCACACUGUUGAUUCAUAUUAUGCUUGUGGUCUAUUAAGACCCCAACAACCUUUUCACAUGGACCACUGGAAAGCCAGGUGUUCCCCAUCUUAUAUUUGUGUAGCUGGUUAUUCCCGCCUAAGUGUAGAACCUUGCAUUUGUCCCUAUUAAAAUUCAUUUUGUUUUAGCCCAGUUCUCCAGUCUGUUAAGGUCAUCUUGAAUCCUGAUUCUGUCUUCACCAGCAAUGGCCACCCCUCCCUGUUUGGCAUCACCUGCAGAUUUGAUGAACAUAAUAAUAAUAAUAAUAAUAAUUAAUAAUAAUAUUUAUACUCCACCCAUCUGGCUGGGUUUCCUCAAUACCUUCAUCCAAGUCCUUUGUAAAGAUGUUGAACAAUAACGGGCCCAAGACAGAACCCUGUGGCACCCGACUUGUCACCCUUUUUAGCAUGAUGAGGAACUGUUAGUGAGCACUCUUUGGGUUGGGUCAGUCAACCUGCUACAAAUCCACCUAACAGUUACCUUGUCCAGCCCACAUUUUACCAGCUUCUUCACAAGAAUAUCAUGAGGGACGUUGUCAAAGGUCUUACUGAAAUCAAGAUAUAUUAUGCCCACAGCAUUCCCCUGAUCCACCAAGCUUGUAACUCUAUCAAAAAAAAGAAUUGAGAUUCAUCUGGCAUGACUUGUUUUUGAGAAAGAAACCCAUGCCCACUAGGUAUUUUGAGUUUGGGCUUGUAUGAACAGGGGUGGAUGAGUGCUGGUUGACAAGUACCUGACUGGCUAUAAAACAUGUCUAGUUUGUGGAGUUACACAUUGCAGAGACCUGCCCUUAUACCAGGUUGUGUGGUGGAUGUGGCUGAACUGUGGCUUUUGAAGUGAAGGUGUUUGUUCACAAACUCUUUUCUUCAUCAGUAUCAGGGCUGUAUUCACCUAUUUACAUUUAAGGCCUACCUAAACUAUAGACUUUGGGAAUGGGAACCCCCCGCCACAAUUGCCAUUCUUUGGGAUUGAGUGCUGGUGUCACCACUUUCCCACUUUCCCUCUCUUCCUCCACUUCAUUAGCCCUCAGCCUGGGUUCCUUGUUGAGUAAAGUUGGGCACGAUCUCAGAAAUAAGGCGAGAUUAAUGAUGAUUCUAAUUCAUUCUAUGGAUUUGGGCUCCAGUUUCACUGAAGCCACAUCUAUGGUUUUGUUCUGUGGAAUUUUCCCUGCAUAAAAAGGUCUGUCCAAAAUUCUUCUCGACUCAGGAGAGAGUGACCGUUCCUGUAACACCGGAAAAGACCGCCAUGUUUUUCAUGUUGAGGAAAAUGUGAUGCUGGCAAGACUAGCGUGGGAAUAGAAUAUUCUUCAUACUGCUGAAGAGUUUAGAGAUGAGACAAGAUAAAAGAGGGCAGAAGGAAACAAACUCAGCGGCAGAACAAAGUUCAUUAAUUUUGAACCAAUUCAGAUGUUAUGGUUUCUACCAAAUAGCCCACCAAGCUCUGCAUUUCUUCAUUUGAGAUCCUACACCUGCUUCAUAUAUGGGUUCCUUGUUUUAAAACCAGGGUCAGAUUAUAUAUAUAUAUAUAUAUAAAUAUAUAUAUAUAUAUAUAUAUAUAUAUAAAUAUAUAUAAUAUUUGUCUGUUUAUUGUGGGCAGAUCUUUCAUAGGAUAGAGAGCCGACUUUGACAGAUGCAAUAAUCUGAAAUAAGGCUUAAUUAUUGAUGAUACAGGAAUAAAAAAAACUUGGUCUCAGAAAAGUGGGUUUUGAUGAUUGUAAUGUUCACCUUAAAUAGGACAUGAGAAUUGUGACCCUGUGAGUUCUUAUCUAGGUGAGAUUUUUAAUAUAUAAGGAAGGUCAGCUCCUCUCUCCUUGCAGAUGUUGGGAGCCCUGGGAAAAUGACAUUUCCCAGUAUGUUGCUUGCAUGUGGCUUGCAGCUGCAGCAACCUGGUGCCAGAAGGAGUGGGAAACUUUCCUUCCUCUGCUGCUGGUGGAGUUACAGCAACAAGGUGGGAGAAUGUGGGCAGCUGAGACUCGAUUGUGCUCUUGAUGACAUUCAGGGGAUACAACAGGGUCUGAUCUGGUUCAAAAUUGGGCUUGGAAUUAACUGAGCUGUUUAUUUUUUAUGGGGAAAUUGUUCCGUUUUCUCCCCCUAAUUAUGAGCCUAAGUGGGGAGGUGUUUCAUUUAAGGUUCCACAGGGGUCUCUAUUGUCUACAACAGAGAUUCCCCAUCCUGACUGUAGGGAAACAAACCUUUGGAGCUAUAUGGAAUAAUAACAACAACAACAACAACAACAACAAUAAUUUAUACCCCACCCAUCUGGCUCUGUUUCGCCAGCCACUCUGGGUGGCUUCCAACAGAAUAUUAAAAUACAAUAAUCUAUUAAACAUUAAAUGCUUCCCUAAACAGGGCUGCCUUCAGGUGUCUUCUAAAAGUCUGGAAUAUUCACUUGUGGAAUUUGAGAGGAAAUUACUUAACUGACUGAAAACCCCUUAUUUGCUUUUUUUUUUUUAGGAAAUGCUCCAGGAGAAAAGUUUGUCUGAGCCGGAGGAUGGAUUUGCUGCACCCCAGGCCCCUGGCCAUUCUGAAACCACAACGGGUUCCCCUGUUCUGGGUGUAGCGGGAGUCAGCAGUACGCCUCUGAACAGCCCCCAGGGUCCAGAUCCAGAGCAGGUAUGCAGCAUGUUUAAAUGAGUCUGUUUAGGCAUGGUGUGGAGAAAGUGGAUAGAGGGAGGUUUCCCCCCUCCUCUCAUAAUACAGUGGUACCUUGGUUGUCGAACGGCUUGGCUCCUGAACAAAUCGGCUCCCGAACGCCGCAAACCCAGAAGUGUGUGUUCCAGUUUGCGAACGUUUUUUGGAAGCCGGACGUACGAUGCGGCUUCCGAUUGAGUGCAGGAAGCUCCUGCAGCCAAUCGGAGGCCACGCCAUGGUUCCAGGAGUUGAACGGACUCCCGGAACAGAUUAAGUUCAACAACCAAAAUACCACUGUACUAGAAUUCACACCCACACAAUGAUUUCUGACAGAUUCAGGACAGGCAAAAGGAGAGUCCUUCACACUGGGCGCAAUUAAACUAUGGCUCUGCUCCAAUAGGAGGAAAUUAUAGCCACCAACUUGUAUGGCUUCAAAAGAGGAUUAGACAAAUUCACGGAGGAUAAAGGUAUCAGUGGCUACUAGCCAAUGUGUCUAUGUUCUGCUUCCGUGGUUGGGAGGCAAUAUGCCUCUGAAUACCUGUUGCUGGAAAACACAGGAAGGGAAAGAGUUCUGUGUCACCCGGGUCCUGUCUGCAGGCUUCCCAUGGGCAUCUGGCUGGGCACUGUGUGAAAAAAAGGUUUGGACUAGACGGGCCUUUGGCCUGAUCCAGCAGGGCUCAUGCUUCUAAAGAUCAUGCUUGACACCCUUCCCUGAUAUAAUCAGCUCCCGAUUGUAUUUGGUUUUGUCUGCUUAAAGCAGUAGUUCCGAAACACAAAUGUAGUUGUUAGUCUCCUGUGCACCAAAAUUGCCUUCCCAAUGGAGGAGGCUGCCCUGUAGUAUCUCUGCAUAACUUAAUGCUCUGUGGCUGCUUCUGCUCGGCCUCUGUUGGAGGUAAGGAAUUCCACGGUGUCUGUUUUAAGUGUGAUUAGCUCAUUGGGUCGUUCCAGUGCAGAGGCUCCAAAGAAUGGUUCUCCUUCAGAGAUGGUCACAUGUUGGUUCUCUACACGAGUGAGAGCUUUGUGCUUGCUGCUUUCCUCCAAUGAGCCUCUAUUGAUGGCAGGCCGUUUCGUUGCAGUUCUGCAUUGGGUGUGGAUCGCUCCAUCACUCCCAGUGUAGAGAUGUGGCAGAACGGUUGGUCCUCAGAGGAGGCUGCCUGUUGCUUCUCUGCAUGUUCUGGGCUUAGAUCUUUUGAAUGAGAAGGCACACCCAUAAUAGAGACCUGUACAGAAACACUGGGUAUUAAAAUCUCCUCUAUGGACAAUUCUUAGGGGUCAUAAUAUAUUUAUUUAUUGUGUUUAUAUCCGACCUUUCCUCCAAGCAGCUGACAGUGCCACACACCAUUAUCCGCCAUUCAUUUUAUCAUCACAUCAACCCUAAUACAGUGGUACCUCUGUUUACGAACGCUUCUGGUUACAGACGCUUCAGGUUACGAGCUCCGCUAACCCGGAAGUAGCUGCUCCUGGUUGUGAACUUUGCCCCAGGAUGUGAACGGAAAUUGCACGCCAGAGGCCACAUUAGCGAAAGCACGCCUCAGGAUAAGAACGGUUGCAGCCUAAGAACAGACCUCUGGAAUGAAUUAAGUUCGUAACCAGAGGUACCACUGUAGUCAGGUUAUAGUUUGAGAUAUAUGGGGACAAGGUCCAUGGUCACCCAAGUGUGCUGCAUGGCUGAGAGGGAAUUUGAACACAGGUCCCCCUUCCCCCCUCCAGGUUUAACACACUUAACUCACUGUACUGGCUCCCAGGAUUUACAAGAAUGGAGUAUUUUUAAUUCACUUUUUUUUGGGGGGGGGGCAAACCCUGGCUUAAAAACCUGCACCAUCUUCCUUGUUUUUGUUUGAUUUUAACCAUGUGGUUUGUUUGCUAACCUUCCUAGAAAAAAAAGUUCUGACCACACAGUAGUAUUAUAUGCCAAAUUAUUUAUUGUAAUCACAUUUUUUGGGUUGUUGGUUUUGUUUUUUUCUUUAAAAAGAGAGUUAUAGAUCCUGCCAUUUUUAUGCAAUAAUUAAAUGUAAUUGUGUACCUUUCUGCCAAAAGGGGGAGAAAGAUUGUAAAUUUCCUUGCAAAUCCACCCUGGCUCCUGAUUGGCUAAAUCUGUUUAGUAAGUGUGUUUUUAUAAAGUGUUGACAACUUUCCUGAAUCAGAAUUAUAACCAGUCGUAUAAUAAUAAAGCUGAGAGGUGAAACUGAGAGGGAGCCUGCAUUUGCUCCAGAAAUUAUAUUUUAAAAAAUCCCAAACCAGUUGUGUUAUAAAUUCAACAUGCAUUUAAGUAAUAACAAUUAUGCCUCAAGCCCUGAAGCUCAGUUUUAACUCUUGUUUGCUCUGAUGAUUGAUAGCUGAUUAUUUGGGGAGGGAGGGGGAGGAAAAGCAAAAGACAAAUUACCAGCAGAUUAUGAAAAGUCAAAGAAAAUUGAUCUUAAAGUAAAAUACAAGUCACCAGCCAUUAAAUGGAGGGAAAUGCAGAUUUCAGUGAAGUCAACCAAUGAGAGGCUUCUUUUGGUCUUUGGUCCAUCUAGUCAGCUGAUUAGAUCUGCUUAGUGACUCUAUAGGUGGCCUCAGGUUGAGCCUCUAUCCUCACAACCUCAAGCUUUCCUACCUACCUGAAAAGGUAACUAAGCCUCACUUAAUGUAGUUGGACUUUUCAGUAAACAUGUGCAAACUGUAUAGGCACUUGCUUUUAAUUCCAAGAGAUAUUCUUAAAGGUGUGAAUUUUGUAAAAAAUUAUUAGAAAGGACCACAGACACCUCUUUUACCCCAGGCCAGACUAUUUUGCCCAUCUAACUCAAGUUUUGUCUGCCCUGAUUGGAAGCUCUCCAGGGUCUCUCAUUCAGAAGUCUGUUCCAUCAGCUGCUACCUGAUGCUUAAAGUACAUAAAUAACAAUAAAUGAAAACAGGGAGUGAUAGGAACCGAACCAAGGAACUUCUGUAUGCAGUGCUUAAAAUGGCACUGACGGCAGGCGAAAUUAUAGACAUAGGGGUAAGCAGGGAAGCUUGUAGAAACAGUGGACUCGGUACUGUGGGAUCUUCUCAUUGCCACAAGCUUGCAGUGGUUGAAACAGUCUGAUGGUCACAUCUUGAUGUGACACAAGGACAUUUGCUGUGAACUUAUGACGAUGACUGUGGGGCCACGUGUGCAAACCUAUCCUCCAGCCUCUGUCUUCACACCAGAGCGCUUCUCGUGUUGAGUUGAUGCACUUAACCCCCCCCCCCCCGCUGCCACUUCAAACUGUCCCAUGAGCAGAAAGGUCAGGAAUGGAGUGGGUGGGACUGCAUGUGUCGAGCUGGGGUUGGCAUGCACAGCCCCACACCCUCUACCUCAGGGGUGGGGAACCUCUGAUUUGUGGGUAUAAUUAGGUCCUCCUAUGCCUCCCAUUUGGCCAUUUCAGCGAAGCCACACCCACCAACCUUACAUAUAGGAACCAGGUGUGGGGCGGAUUAAGACCAGGCUCAGCCUAAAGAGCUUUGCAGGCAUGACUGAUCAGCUGAUGUGUGGCUCCUGCACAGGGCUUUGCUAGACUCAAGGAACAGCUGAGCCUGCAUGAUUUGGGAGUAAUUCCAGAGCAGUCAGCCGGGUAGCCUGGCCUUUAGUUCACAACAAAAUCCAGUUUUGUUUCUUCUCUUUACUGCUUGGUCUGGCCUAACCGACGUUCCUCAGUAGCUGUGUUUUGUUUGACUUUUCUCAGUUUAUGUUUUUGUGGCUUUCUCACUUCUUCUUUAUUUGUUUGAUUGGCUUGUUGAAGACCAUUGAGAACAUCAAGGUGUACCUGCAUGAGAAAGAACUAUGGAAGAAAUUUCACGAAGCUGGCACAGAAAUGAUCAUUACUAAAGCUGGAAGGUAGGUUUCUAAAAUCCUGUCAUUUUUAAAUGUUGCUUUUAAAUGUGUGUGUGUGUCCUUUGUCUGUAUGUGUUCUAUUUAGUUGAGCUCUGGAUCCUUGCGCCAAUGACCUCUUUGAAAUUCUCCACUAUAAUUGCAGGUAGAGGAUUCUAUUCAAUGUUAGUCCUGCUCAGAGUAGAUCAAUUGAAAUGAGUGAACCUGACCUAACUUGGGUCCAUUAAUCUCAAUGGGUUGACUGAGGAUGACUAACACUGGAGAAAGCCCAGACAUUGUGGGGGAGAGGCAGGGGUGUGGUGGUCUGGGGCUAUGGUGGGUUGAAAAUCCGUUGCUAUUUCUGCAGGAGAACAUCAACCCCAUUCACGGGAUUCAUUUCCAUUCCAAACAUGGGAUGUAUAAGUGAACAUUGGCAAUUUUCACUCUUGUUUCCAUUUUCAUCAGGAUUCUCCCAAUAUCUGUACAACCAGGGGCAAUACAUCAACCUGGUACCAAAUAGAUUACCAUCCUAAUUCUUGCCCCUGGUGGUCACAAGCCUUGAUUAUCCAUAUUCACUAUGGACGCUCCUUGUUUGAUUUUACUUGUUCAAAUAACACCAAGGAUUGUCCAUGGUGGAUUUGGAUAAUCAGGGCUUCUCCAACUUGUUUGGUGAACUGAUGAGGUGGAAAAGAGAAGCGAUCGUGGUUGAUUUUUAAAGAUUGGGGGUGUGAUACAAGGGAGGACUUUUGUGUCCCAGCAGCUACAAUCAGCUUUGGAAACGUUAUUCUUUCCCUCCCCUUUGAAUGCAUUAGAACGAGGCCAGCCCUAUAAAUUACCAUCAAUUUAUUGCUAGCGUCUACGUACUAGGUUCAUUACUCCCUUGUAGGCUUGAUCUGCGGGGGGAUGUUGAAAAAGCAGAGCAACUUCCACGCUGCAAAUGGGCACGCCGUUGUUGCCAAGAGCCUGUGAUUUAUAAAGUGGAAACAUCUUUAAAAUGCACUCGCUAUCUUUUCAACGUUGGACUGUUUUUGUUACAGAAGGUGGGGCGGGGAAACUCAGAGCGAUUAUUUCAUAUUAUAAGGGGAAUCAUCAAAAGAUUAAACAAAAAGAAGUUUAUGUUAACCAAGUUCCCUGAACUUUGCAUAAAAUGGGUUGACUCCUUCAUGGAUAAAAUAUGGUGUGUAGAAGUAUACAAGGCUUUGAACAUCGCAGUGCAUAAAUCUGUGUGUUUUUCCAGUUCCAGAGUUUUAUUAUGACUUUAUUUUGGCAUGCAGAAUAUCUUCUACUUCUUCUUCUUUUUAAAAAAGAGUUAAUUGGAAAUUAUGCAUUAGAUGCAAACUCCAAAAAGCAGAAUUUGCUGGCAAUUUCUCUUGUGCUGAUCUUAUCAAAGUUAAACAAUGAACUUGUAUUUAAAACACCUUUCUGAGUGGUUUUGCCCUUCUUUUGUUGGCAAAAUCAGGCCGCUGGUCUAGAUCAGUGUCAUCGGACAUGGCAAGGCUAUUCAGGGCCCCGAAUCCCAGAGGGGGCCCGAAAUCAAUAUUCGUCCACAUUGCUUAAAAGAAUUGGGUCCAGUAGAUGCAAUUUGAGUUCCAUGACUCAAAUCAUUAAUUUAUGGUGGUAUCUAUUUCGAAAAUCCUUAAGUUUGAUUGUCAGUGGUGCAGGUGUUGCAAAGGUGGAGCACCGCAGCAAGUUGACUGUUCUGCUGAAGAGCGUUUAAAUUAUUUCUACAUAUUGUCUCCAGAAAAUGACAUUGCAAAGAAGCUCUCUGUUAACGAAGCUGGAUGUGAAUAAGGCAGCAGGGGUUAUCAAGACCUCAUUGCUGAUUGCCAAUGGCCCUCCACAACAUUUCAAGCUUCAGAGCUUCAAAAACAUAGCUCCGCCACAGUUCCUGUUAGGGAAAGGACUGCAGCCUGGCUGUUGAGAAUCUGCUUUGUGCAGUUACUGUGUUGCUGCUCCUCCUUUUAAAAAACAGGAGAUGGCAUGGAAUGAAUUUUAGGAGCUUUUGCAUGCAAAGUAGGUGCUCUACCGCUAAGUAGUUCGCAACAAAAUCAGUGAGGCUCACAAUUGCAGGAGCAAGAUUUUUGCAAGUCAGGAAUGGCAUGCAAAAAUAAAUCAAAAUGCUGUGUGUGAUGGAGGCUGUUCUCUGGUGCAGUGUUUCUGUUCCACACCCCCUGCUCUGUUGGUGGGCUGAAGCUGGUGGGACAACUUACCCUCGAUGGCUGGGUCCUCUCUGAACAGCAUCCUUUAAGGCUUAUUGAUUUUAAGAGACCAUCCCUUGGCCCCUAGGAGAACACUGGUUCUGUCUUUUAUGGGAGCAAUUAAAGCGGUUAUGAAACAGAGCAGGGUCGUUAACCGCGAUCCCACUUCUGUGAUAUUUAUAGGGCCCUUUUCAAGAUUUACAUUUGAAUAAAAUGGGAAUCUAAUUUUAGCUCUGUUAUGGGUUUUUAUUUUGGGGUGGGGGGGAAUUUUGUCAAUUUUGAGGUGUGGGUGGUGCACUGGGAGAGUCUAAAACCAGCUUGUAAAGCAACCAAACUCUGUUCCCCUCCUAUGGUAAUGGAAAUGAAAUCUUUGUUUAAAUCUCUCGUGCAACGGUAUGGGGUUAACUGUCCUUCCUGUGAGAUGUGUGAGAGAAUGUUCUAAAUAUUAAAAAAAGAAUUAGAUGAGUUGUUAUAAAAACAUGUACCCAAAUAUAAAAACUCCCCCUUUUCCACAUAACCUCCAUGGCACUGCCACCAGAUAAAUCUCUUCGAUCUGUCCGCAAGGCCACAGGUUCAGGGUUUCCUGUGUUUGGUGAAAAGUGGAUUUGGGGUUGAAAAAUGAACUAGCAAGGAGAACUCCCGCUGAACUUGCCUUGUUUGUUAUUCUGGAGUAAGGAUCUGGCCCAGGCUAAUCCAGCACUUCAAAGAGGACGGCCCUCACUUUGUAUAUAGAACGUCAUGGCAGAGAGCGGCGUGGUUGAUAAGAGAAAUUGGGGAUGGGACGGUUUUGAUGCCCUGGGAAAACGGGACCUUAGUGGGAAGUGCUUUGAUCUUUUCUAAAGUAUUUUCUGUAGGGUCAUCUGCCUCUUUUUCUUCUUCCAAAAGGCCUCUGCUGACUCUUUGUCUCAUACACGAAAGGCUUAGUAUAAUCUGUGCUUUUAAAGGAAGUGGGGAUAAAAAAAAAGGGAGGCAACCUAAAAUUUCCACCAAGGAAAGCUUGCAGAAUGCAAAUUACAACAAUUUUUAGACAUCAUUGCUGAGGCUUUGCUUCUUCUGCAAGGUGGGGGAAUGGGAUUGCGGGACAAAGAGACACUGAAAGCCUUGCCCCACUAGAUUGCAUCAGAUUUUGUCCAUACUGUUUCAAGCCCAGCUGUAAGGACUAGAAACUUGAUGGUUUAUUUGUUUGAUUCAAUGCAAAUGGGAGAAUGUUGAAUUCUGCCCUCAGUACUGAUGUUCCACAAUUAUAGAAUUACAGGUUCACACUUAUCUGGUGAAUAUAGGACUUUGCUCUUGGUGUAAUAAGGUGAAAUGGCUCUGUGUCUUCCUCUGUCUACCCCCCUCCAAUAAAAAUUUCAAAAAGUUGUGUUGCCAACAAAAUGCUAGAUUUUGAAUCCAUAUCCUCUCCAGUUAUUUGAUGGAUGAAAAUAUUUUUUUCAUCCAUCAAACUUUAAUUUUUCCACUUCUGCAAUUUGAAGCGGCUUCUUUUUGUUUAAGCUUGUAGGCUCCCUCCUACAACAUGGGAGUGUGCAUGCUCCUUGCAUUUCUUUGUUUUUAAAGCAUUGGGAAAGUUCUUCGUUCAGCCACGUUCCCCCUCCAAAAAAACAUGUUACAAUGAGAAUUCUUUAGCUACGAUUCCUGUUUUGCAGGGGGUUGGUUUGGUGACCAUUAGGGUCUCUUCCAAUUCUACGAUUCCACCAUUGGUGCUAGAUCUAAAGAACAGUAGUAAGUGGCGGAGUGAAUUGGGCCAGUGUUACACUUGGUUUUCCAACAUGGAUGUCGCUGCUGGUAACCGAGGAGGGGAAAGGCAGAAGGGGAGUCGGCUCAUUUCAGGUGCACCGUUGAGCGUCAGAUUGCGUCUACUACACCUGAACUAUGCCUCCCUCUCCUUCCUUCCCUGGGUUACCAGCAGUGACCUCUGUGCAUUGGGAAUCAUAAUCAUAAUAAAUUUAUACCCCACCCAUCUGGCUGGGUUUCCCCAGCCACCUGAGAAGCCAGGUAAACAAUGCCCCCCCUCCAUCCAGUUCUGCCCUGCUGAGUGCUACUGCUAAACCAUGGGCAAAACUAGGCUUUAUUUCACCCUGGUCAAAGACCUAGUUUGCCACCCACCCUGUGCAUUUAUGUGUACACACACACACACACACACACACACACACACACAGGCCGGGAGCCUCAAUGACACGCUUCUGGAGGCUUCACCCAGGGCAAAAAACCUGGCUAGCCCCCCUGUAGCUACGGCUCUAGCUAAACAAUAUUUCAACAUUCUGGGUUUCUUUUGGGUCAUAUUAAAUGGCACUCUGAAAUGAAGUGAAGCAUAAUGGGCUUUAUUUGACUCUUUUGAGUUAAGAAGUGUUUUCUAGAUCAUAAGCGGUUGGACUUUAGUCUUUGCUUAUUCUUAGAAUCUGAAGGUCCAUCAGCUGUAACAAAGUGCAAAAAAGUGGCUUUAAACAGAGGGGUGAACAUAGAAUUAGGCAGUGGUUUCUGUUCCAACAUGUGUUUGUCACAACAAGCACUGUUUCCAUUCUACUGCAGUUUGCUUUCUGCCUAAUAUUAUGUUAUUCUUUUCGCUGUCUGCUGUAUGAAAAAGAACAUACAUAACUAUUUAUGUAGCUUACAACCACUUCAAUGUAAAGGAAAUGUCAAAACAAUGUUUAAAAAAAUCACCAAUCAGGUAUUGUUUGUGCACCUAACCCCCCACCCUCAACAAUGAUGUGAACAAAUACUGAUCACAUUUGCUUGACUAAUUUCCUUACCUGCACCAAAUUCUACUUCCCUUUCCAUUGGAAUUCUCCAACGCCUGCACCUCCUAUGGUGGUAUCACUGGAAGAAGUGACUCUGAAGGGAUCUCAGGAUUCUCUAUGAAGAACCAUAGAUCAGUGGGAGAGUACAUGCUUUGUAUGUGGAAAGUCCCAGGUUCAGUCCCUGGCAUCUCCAGGCCCCAUCUGGAACCCUCAAGAGCUGAUGCUACUCAUUGUAGACAACACUGAGCUAAAUGGGCUAUUGGGACCGACUCUCUAUAUCACAGCUUCCUGUAUUAAAGCAACCCUUAGUGCAAAACUCCAGGGUCAGGAAUCUUGUUUUAUUUUCAGGAGACAAGUGGUAACUUGGUGGUAGAGCAUCUGCUAUACAUGCAAAAGUUUCCAAAUUCAAUCCAUGGUAUCUCUAGGCAGCACUGGGAGUGACUUCCUGCCUGGAACCCUGGAGAGAUGCUACCAGUCAGUGUAGACAAUACUGAGCUAGAUGGACCAAUGGUCUGACUAGGUAUAAGCCAGCUUGCUAUUUUCCUGAGAGGCUGUUGCCCAGUUCCCACAUACAAGCACACCUGAUGCUCUUUCUGCCAAUACAAGUAUAUGUCUCUGUUGGUUGGGAUGAGGGAUUCUGCCACUUCCGUCAUUGGCACUGCUGCUGACUCACUGGUUGGGGAUGUUGUCCAAAACAAGCCAGAAAUCCCUAGCCAAAAAGUCUAACACACAUUCCUACCUCCCCUACCAGAUAAACUCUGUGAUUCAAAGGCUGAUCAAUCUCUGGAUGGACUUUUUGGCUUUAUGUCAAUAACCGCCAAACACAGCCAAGAACUGUGGGACUGCUAGAAGGAAUUAAAAAAAAAGAGGUUGAUUUUUAAAUAAAUACAAAUCCCCUAAGUGGUUUUUCCUCUAACAGUUAAUUUAAAAGCCAUUUGUGACUAUCCAAAUGUGCCCAGGACAAACUGAACUGAGGAGGGAUCACUUCAUUAUCAGACCUAAUAAGUCACUCUCACUUCAUCGCUUAGCUAUUUUAGCCCUGGCCUUUUUCUUAAUUUUCUUUGUACUUGGCCACCAGCAGUGCCGUGUUCUACGCAGGGCUGCCAAAGUGAUCUGAUUGCAUAGAAAGACAGUCCAGAAACGUCUACAGCAACCUUCUCCAACCCAGUGUCCUCCAGAUGCUGUUAGACUACAACUCCCGGCAGCCAGCAUGGCCAACAGUCAGGGAUGAUGGGAGCUGUAGUCCAAGAACAUCUAUGAGGUGCCAAGUUGGGGACGGUUGAUCUACAUGCAAUAGGCUCAUUGGGAGCUAUUUGAAGAGCAGUGGUUGUGUGGCAUGGAUGCAGCCCUUUCCUCCAAAGUAGAAUAGAUAGUCCUCCAUUUGAUGUCUCGGGGUGGGGAAUCUGCAGCUCUCCAGAUGUUGCUAGAUGCCAUCUCCCAUGAACCCCAGUCACAGUCUUAAGAAAAUAAGAAAAGACUGCUGGAUCAACAAUGGAGGCAGAACAUAGUCUUCAUGGCUAGUAGACACCAAUGGCCCUCUCCUCCAUUAAUUUUGUCAAAUCCUCUUUUAAAGCCAUCUAUGUUGGUGGCUAUCAGACAGCCCUUCAGAUAUUGAAAGGUGGCCACCAUAUUUUCUGAGGAACAUUGCCCUUAUUACCCAUUUCUAGUAUAAUGUUUUCAUGUGCAAAAACACCCCCCCUCCAAACAAAGGCCAUGUAAGACCAGUCAGCCCUUCUCCUGCCCUAGAAUUUAUCCAGAAUACUUUGCAGCUCACAGGGGUUCCCCACUGAGCAAAUCAACAUAGAAAGUAAGUCAAUAAUUUGACUUGGUAAUCUAUUUGUUUCCUCUGCUUACAAAACUCCCAUUUCUCUGUACAGUAUACAGAUGGAAGAGAACAUAGUUAGUGGGGUGGUGGGUUUUUCUGUCUCCCUUCUUUAGAAUGUCAAGGCCAGCUGGAGAACUUUGGAUGCGACAGUUCCUCUCCAUGCUGACAUUUCAUGGGGUUGGUGUGUAACAGCUGUCGUCUUCCCCAACUAAUAAAGGAAGAUGUGCAUCUCAACAUAGUCUAGCUCCAUGAAGCCCAGGUGUGUAGUUUCUGAUAUAGAGAUAUCUAUUUAUUUAUUUUUUUGGGGGGGCUGCCAAUGCUAUAGUCUGACUAAAAACUCACUUGCAAACUUUUGGAGGUGUUCUGUUCCUCCCCUGCUCAUAAGCUAGGGUGAAAGAUUUAAGUUGUGGUGUCAACGUGGGAGGGGGCACCUACCACAAAACUUCCCAAUUAUUGCUGAGUGAACUCAGUCUGCUUUUCCCUUCCUUUGGCCAAAGUGUGGUUUGUACGGAAUGGGGGAGAAAGUCGUUUGAUCCUUCUUUUAAUGUGAAACUGCGGCUUAGUCAUGCCGGCCACAUGACCCGGAAGCUGUCUGUGGACAAAUGCUGGCUCCCUUGGCCAGAAAAGCAAGAUGAGCGCCGCAACCCCAGAGUCGUCCGCGACUGGACUUAACUGUCAGGGGUCCCUUUACCAUAUCCACACUUCCUGAACCAAAACAAAUGCUGAUAACAGGCCAGAAUCCCCCCAGUUACCUGAUAGAAGUAGUACUAGAACAUAAAACUAUCAUAAUGACCCAGGAUGCUGCUAUAUAGCAAGUCAGAAAAUUGGUCCAUUUAGGUCAGUCUUGUCUACCACUGACUGGCAGAAGCUCUCCAGGAUUUCAGGAAGGGAGUCUUUCUCCCAGCCCUACCUGGAGAUGCCAUGGAAUUGAGUCUGCAUGCAAGGCUGGUGCUCUAUCACAGAGCUAUGGCCCUUCACUGAUUUUCCUCAGCAGACUGAGUUAGGAGGUGCUGAGCAGGCCCUGUGGUACAUCCAGCUGGUAUAAUUCCUUUUAAUUCCUUGCUGCUAUCCGCUCACUACUUUGUCUGACACCUGCUGCCUUCACUCUCAAACAAAUGCUGCCAUGGGGCAUCAGCAGUCCCAGCAUGCGCUGUGUCAGUGUAGCAAUGGGUGGACAUGCACAGGUGACGUCUGUUGGGCUGUGGGAUCCUGAGCUGGCUGCCACUCUGUCUCCAGGGCCUUUCUCAAUAUCCCAGUCUCUGUGGCACAUUGGGAGAAAGCAGCCAGGCCAAAACAAGGCAGGCCCAGCCAGCCCAGCAGCCACCAAGCCUUUUCAUCCCUGUUCAGGAAAUAUGGGAAUGGGGCUGGGGGCUUGCUAGCCUUCCCUCCAUCAUAAUUUGCCUAAAGGUAGAGCCAGACCCUCCAAGUGUCCCUAUUUCCCAGGGACAUCCCUGAUUUAGAGAAGCUGUCCCAGUUUCUGAUUUGAUCCUGGAAUGUCCCACUUUUCCUUAGGAUGUCCCUAUUUUCGUUGGAUAAAUGUUGGAGGGUAUGGAGUUAUCCAACCUCUGAGCCAUCUGAAAGCAAUCCUGUAUAGGGAAGUGGUUUUUAAAAAUGUUUUAUAUGUUUUUAUAUAUAUUGGAAGUUGCCCAGAGUGAUUGGGGCAACCCAGUAAGAUGUGUGGGGUGUAAAUAGUAAAAUUAUGGAAUGGGACGUCCCUAUUUUCAUUGGGGAAACGUUGGAGGGUAUGUAGAGCUGCCCCUGCCUUUUCUAUUCACUGUCUCUGUGCCAUUCAAGAAGCCAGAUAACCACAUGACUUGCUAGCUGAGAAAACUGGAGAAUGACUUCUAUUAUUAUAGUCCGCUGUUUCAAAGGACAGACCGACCCGUUUGGCCUGGGUGUGCAAGUUUUGGAUGCUGCCAACCACAAUUGGGUCGGAUAGUUGCCCAGUUAUCUCAUUCCACCUGUGCUUUCCUUUGUAUGUUUCAAUUGAAAAAGAGAAACAUCUCACAAAUUCAGUUUCUAUCCAGUUUUGAUGACUACAUUGCUACAACCUACUGGAGAGGUGGGAUAGGCCGGGCUUUUGAUCCAUAGUGUCUCUUCCCACACAAAUACAUAAAAUACACACACAUACUGUAUUGCCCAAGCUUUUGAUUGAAAGCCCCAGCAGUUGCCAAGAGGUUGAGAAAUAUAUUUUCAUUAAGAAAAUUUAACUGACAAGUCGCUGGCAUGGUGCUUGCAGACACCAAAAAUGCAACAGCUAAUAAUCAUGAUGAAAUGUCAAUGCACGGCCAGAAUUUUUCCUUUUUUAAAAAAAAACUUCAUACCCAGGGCUUUUUCCUGGAAAAGGGUGCAGAAAAUUGGCAAGAUCCAGUGGCUCGUUGACCCAGCUUGAUUUGUGAAGCCAAAUGCUACCAAAGGCAGUUACAGAGUAGGUUGCAACUUAAGCAACACCUAAGAUCAGAUGUGAGUCCUAAUUUGUUAUCCUUUCAAAGAAUUUCGGCUGUAUAUAUUAUGGUAGAGGCUUCACUGUACUCUAUUUAUUUUAGAGGGCUAUUCUAAAGAACAUUAUAAACUCUGACUUGUCUACUCUAUAUGAAUUCCAUAUGCUAAAGCUUAAUUUUAAAUGCCAUUAAAAAGCACUUAACAUUUACAGUAUAUCAGAUCUCUGCUCCUUUAGCAGCUUGGAUGUGCUACAGUUUGGAAAAUGUUCGGUAGGCAAAAGACAAAAAAGAGCCCUUUAGAAGUCAGGCUCAUAAAUAUCCUAGUAGAAUCUUCCAGUGCUGUGUUUAAAAUUAUACUGAACAAACUUCUAAAUACCGAACUUUUUUUCCUUUUUAACCUCUGUUCAUUUUUGGGUAUAAGCUUUUUUUAAGGCCUAAUUUAAAACAAAACAAAAAUAAAAUAAACCUUGGCUUUAAAAUUAGAUUCUUUCUGUAGCAUUUCUCUCAUCUCCCUCUAAAAAGUGUGAAUUAGUCUGUAUAUUUGCAAACUGAAAUAUGCUACUGUAUUUAUACAGGUGCUUAUCUGUGUCCCAAGGUUAAGAGAAGGGCACAGCUUAUGAACAGAAAUCAAAGAUGGCUGGUUUUUGGGGUUUUUUUUGGUAAACCGCCCCCUUUUGAGCUCAAACUAAUUACAUGGUAAACACCUGGAAUUUAUGCAAGGGUGUUAGAAAGAGCUGAUUCAAAGGUCUUCUAAAAGGAACCCAUUUUGUGGAUUUUUGCCCAAGCGGUUACAAAAUGGCUGCUCUGACGACAAGGAUCGUUCACCCCACAGACAGAGACUGUUCUUCUGUCACCAGGACUUGUCUUUCUUCCUUGUUCAUUUACUAAUACAAAUCUCUUAUUUAUGAGGAGGAUAAUACUAUCAAGCCCAAUGGAGUUGUGACAGGUACCCCACUGCCAUCUUUUUUGAGGAGGAAUUUGAGAAGAACCUGAGGGAAAUGUUUUAUUUUUCUUAGGUGGAGAACUGAGGGAAUAGGGAUAUGUUGAGGGAGAAUUUUACACUGUUUCUGUCAACCAGUUUCUGGUUUAGGGAGCACUUGGCGGGGGAGGGGGGGAGAAAGGUGUAUUUGAUAACACCACAUUUCCCCAAGUCUCUGAAUCUUGCAUAGAAAUGUUUUCAAAAUGCUCCUAGAGUGCUUCAUGGGAAAUUAUUGAAGAGAAAUAUAUGACUGCAAAUUACUAUGUAAUAACAGUACUCAGCUUUUAUAUAACCAGGGCUGGUUCUGCCACUAGGCAGAGUGGAACAGCUGCCUCAGGCUAAUGAUUCGGGGGUUUCAUAAGAUGGCAGCAAAUUGUUGGUUGCUCAUUUUAUUAUUGUAUUUUUACUCCCAGAGAAAAUUCUCUGUCUCAGGUGCCAAAAUAGCUUGGCUGGCUGUAGGCACAUUAACCAGGUGUCAUCUUGCUGUCCUGUACCAAACAGCAACAUAAACCAGUCAGUUGAUUGUGAAUAAAUUUUCUUGGACUGGUUGCAGGAAAAUUUCUUGUUGGGUGCAAAAUAAAACACUGAAGGGGUGCAGGGAGCAGGCUAGUUUCUCACAUAGGCAAAAUGAAAAGAAUACUGCCUUGUAUCUCAGGUUCUACAAAUACUAGAAACUUUUUUUGGGGGGGGUGUUAAAAUUGGGAAUCUAGGGAUUAUGAUUCAUCCACACACACACACACACACACACACACACACAAUCAAACACACACACAGUGAAAAUAUGUAUGCAUUCCUCAGUACUACCUGGAGUAGGCUUAUAGGGUAUUCUUGUUUGCUUCUCAAUUUGGCCCCUGCCUUCUGACCUAAUGUCAAUUUUUGUUUGUUUGCUUUGUGUCCUUUCUGUAAGGAGGAUGUUUCCAAGUUACAAAGUGAAAGUCACUGGGAUGAACCCCAAGACCAAGUACAUCUUGUUGAUUGAUAUUGUUCCUGCAGACGAUCACCGGUACAAAUUCUGCGACAACAAAUGGUAUGUCUUGAACUGACACAAUUAAAAUCACCCCAGCAGAUCUAGAGUUGCGGCCUCAUCCGGAUGGUAGUUCAGUUUUGGUGGUGUAGCUUGCAACAGGAAGAGCAGGAAAUGUCUUUGGCAAAGCAAUGUUUACUUACCUUUUCAUCCCUAAGCACCUCGACACUCUCAUUUUUAGGAACUUGUAACCUGCACAGCCUCUACUUGGCUUUGCAGAUGGGGGCAGGUUUGAGGCAGACUUCCCCUAUAUAUGGAGCAAGUAUUGGAAACAUCAAAACACUGCUCCUUAUACUUUGAAUUAGAGCACUGUGGCUGUAUUCUGGACACCAUUAAUGCAUUAUGUGUUGCUCUGUGCUAAACUUGACACACCCACUGAAAAUUUUCUAUGCAAGGAAUUAAGACUAUCUCUUCCCACAAUUGCUAAUAGAUGUCUGAUUUUAACUUUUUAUAUGGUUUUUAUUGUAUGUUUUUAUAAAUGUUUGCUGUAAACUGUUUUGAUUUUUUAAAAAUGAAACAGCUGUAUUUAUAUAUAUUUCUAAAUAAGUGGUUUUUAAGUGGAGCAAGCAAAAGUGUGUUGGUUUAAAUGCUCAGGGAUGCCCUGCCUGUGUAAACAAGGACUGCUUUCGGUUCAAUAACACUGAUUGGGAAGCUGCUUCAGAUAUCCCAGAUACUGUGAGCAACUCGUAAACAAUGGUAGCUGCUUAUUCCUGAGGCUUGCAGACUUGGUCGCUGCAAAGUGGCCUUGUGCAAAAAUGUUUAUAAUCAUCCAGUAGAUGCUAUUCACCGAUUAUUCAUCGGUGUACUUAGGAUUUUGCACUUUCAAAGGUUAAAAAAAGUUACGUCUACAACAUACAAUUUAAAGCACAUUUCUUUCUCCAAAUGAAUCCUGGGAACUGUAGGUUUGCUAAGGGUGCUGGGAAUUGCAGCUCUGUGGGGAUUCUUUGGAGGAAAGCCCUGUGCUUUAAAUGUAUUGGUGUGGAUGUGACCCAAGCUCCCCGUCCUUACAAUCUCAGUGUUGACAGUGAGGAAAAACAACAGAUGGAAGAGCUAAAUGACAAAUGGGAGAAAGUGGGCGUGACAGUUUUUGUUUCAGCUGGGGUUACAAUUUGGGAUAAGGAUUACGGAGUUAAGUCAAGGACGUCACCAUAAAGUUUUGAGAGAGGAUAUGAAGGAAGGUGAGGGGUGUGUGCAUGAGAUGUAUAUCUCCAGGCUACAUCCCUUAAUUGUGGGAGCUUUGAGUGUUUAAUUCUUAACCCGCAUUCUCCUUCCACAGUCUCCUUGGUAUUGGGAAGGUGCUCAAUGAACACUUCUUAUGACCCAAGGGUGUGUGUGUGUGUGUGUGUGUGUGUGUGUGUGUGUGUGUAGCUAUUGCUUCUUACUGUGAACUGUGGGUUGCAGCUGCUAGGACAGUGAAUAGUCUUUCCCAAUUCUACCUAGAGACACCGUGGAUUGAACCCAGGCCCUUCUGUAUGCAAAGUAGGUGCUUCCUCUAAAAAUAAAGAUUUCAUUUGUCAAGGUUCUGAAUUAAGGGCUGAUUUAAAUAGCAAAAUAGGAAACUCUUAUACUGCAUUAGACCAUUGGUCAAUCUACCUCAUUAUUGCCUACACUGGCUGGCAGUAGCUCUCCAGGCAUUUUGGGUAGGCGGUACUUCCUCAACCGUACCUCAAAAUGCCAGGGAUGUGCUCUACCACUAAGCUACAGCUGGUGGCAGACAGUGAAUGCUCAUCUUGUUGGGUUAGUGAGAAAACUAGGGCAGUGAAAGGGAGGGAAAGUCUUUUGUAGCAACCUGGGUUUUCAACUAAGCUGGAACUCUUGCUCCCCAAAUGAAUUGUGGGAGUACUGUCUAUUUCACUGGACCAGAUCAACAGUACUGAGGAAGCCUAAGAGAUGGCAGAUGGAAAGGCGAACGUGCUCAGGGCUUCAUCUGAGGUCCAGCUCUGGAAUAUAAUUUCCAGUGCCAAAGCAGAGCUCCGGAAGUCGUGAAGUAAAAAUGGAAAAACACAGUGAUGGUCUCCAUCAAAUCUCACAAUUCCACCUCCCACCUUUUAUAACAAAGCUUGUCAAGCUUUCAAAAAGCACUGGGGGGUAUUCAACAAAGUUUCACUCAGGGUAGAUUCAUUUAAAUUAAUGAACAUAUCUAAAUUGGGUCCAUUAAUUUCAAUAUGUCUGAGAAAAACUUUGUUGAAUACCACUGUGAAUGUGUGUGUGUCUGCAAACCGUCCUUGGACUUAUCUGAAGGAUGGUAAAUUUAAAGUAAAGAAAUCCAGUUCAGAAUAUCAGUUGGGUGAACUAUGGAAGCAAAGAGCAGAGACCUUUUCAUACUACCCGCAAGGCUGUUUAAAAAUCUUUAGGUUAAAUUUGUUGAUGUUGCUCUCUCUAAAAAUACAGCACACAAUAAAAAUACAAGGCUCGCAUUUCAUGGCUGGUGUUUGGUAGUUGAAAAACAAAGUGGUUUUUUUUGUCUUUUAUCUGCUGUAUUUACUUCACAAUCCAUCAGAUUUCUGCUCUGUCCUUCUUCACUCAUUUAGAAACCUUUUAUGGUUAUGAUUUUGUAGCUGUCCUUGAAUGGCUGGAGACGUUGGGCAAAACAUAUCGUACUGAAUUAAAUAUACAAAUGAACACCAUAAAACUUACCUUUCUGUGUUUGCUCCCCUCGCAGGAUGGUGGCAGGUAAGGCUGAGCCUGCGAUGCCUGGGCGAUUGUAUGUCCACCCAGAUUCACCUGCCACAGGAGCCCACUGGAUGCGCCAGCUGGUGUCAUUUCAGAAGCUAAAGCUCACCAACAACCACCUGGAUCCCUUUGGACAUGUAAGAGAAAUGACUAUAUAUUAUUACCGAUGAUGUUUAGGCUGUCAAAAGAUUCCAUCUGGGAAGUUGUGUAAAACUUGUUGCAGCAAAAACAGCAAAGGGGGUUUUGGAACCUUGAAGAUUAACAAAUUCAUUUUUGCAUAAAUUUUGUAUGGAGUCCAGUUCUUAUGCCAUAAUAAACUGGUUAGUUUUCAAGGUCCCUCAAGAGCCUUUGAUAUUUUAGGGCUACAAGUCCUAUCAACCCCAGCCAGCUGCAGGUCCCACUCAUGCCAAUGGUUCCUGUGCAGAAUCUCUAACUCCAGGUUGAGCUUCCAGCAUAACUCUACACACUCUUGUCACUGGCACCCAGAAGCUGCGUAGCCUUAUAGUUUUGAUAUUUGUGCCAGACAUCUUUUUGUGAGUGUUGUCUUUGAUUUCCGGCAGCAGAGGAUUCAAGCGUGGCCACAUGUGAGCAUCAGAUACUCUUUCCUAAGUAUCUCAACAUUUUUCAUUGGUUGCUGACACUGUGUUGUCUCUCUAUCCAUUCAUAUUUGCAUAUUUCUCUUGGGCUUUGACUCAUUCUGCAGUUUCCUGUUUUCAGCCAACUGAAACCUUUGAUGUAUAACACUUUGUAGUGUGCUCAGAACUGAUGGUGUAAGUCAAUCACCCCCCCCCCCCCGGGUGUUCAGAAGAUUUAUACACAAUGUACAGGGUAUUUUAUAUUUGGAAAAUCUUCAUGUGCAGAGACUGGAAAAGGAUGUGACCGGUGGUUUUUAUAAGUGCAGAACCUUCUCCAAGGCACAGUAGUCGGCCAAUACAUUGCUUACAUAUUGGUAUAUCAUUGCAAAGGGUACAUCUAACUAGUGUUAAAGUGCAUAUGGGAGCAUAUGAGUAUAAAGGGGUCUAUGCAAUUCUUAGCAGCAGGAUAUUAACUCAACUACUUUCCCUAUAUUUACAUUUUUAAGAGUUAUUUUCUUCCUUCCUCUUUACCUACCAUUACCUGGGCUGCUAAUAUACCACUAUUUAUGUUGGUUCAAUGUGAAUGUUCAUUUUGGCCACAACCAAACAGGACGUUUUUUGUUGGCAUUGGAACCUGGAUGGCUCGAGCUUCCUGGUAUUUUGUUGUUGCGUGGGAUAUAAAGUUUUCGACAUAGGCAUUCCCAUUUUCCACUUUCUGCAUUCAAGGACAACUGAUUCAGAGUUGCAUUUUGCAAACUGCUCUGACUCUUGCCUUAUUGACAAAAAGGUAUGUGAUGGAGUGAUCUUGCCUGUAGCUUUCCCCUUCAAAAUUCACGAGUCGAACAUGGUUUUUAAAGCUCUGAGUGGCUCAGAGUCCAAGUUGCUGCAGAGCUGCCUCCUCCAAUGCUAGUAGACAAACUGGCUAUGGAAGACCGUCCCCCUGGAGUGAUGUCUGUCCUCCUUGUUUGUUUCUGUCUAUCCAACUCUAUAUGGUUUGAUACUGUGUUGUCUAAUACCUAAUAGCAGUGAGCAAUUAUGUGUCUUUAUGGAUAUACAGUGGUACCUCGGGUUACAUACGCUUCAGCUUACAUACGCUUCAGGUUGCAGACUCCGCUAACCCAGAAAUAGUGCUUCAGGUUAAUAACUUUGCUUCAGGAUGAGAACAGAAAUCAUGCUCGGGCGGCGCAGCAGCAGCAGGAGGCCUCAUUAGCUAAAGUGGUGCUUCAGGUUAAGAACAGUUUCAGGUUAAGAACAGACCUCCAGAACGAAUUAAGUUCUUAACCCGAGGUACCACUGUAUUUUAUUGUUUUAUCUUUGCUGUGCAUCACCCUGAGCACCUUCUGGAGGAAGGGCAAUUCAUAAGUGUAAUAAAUAAUAAAACCAAAUUUGCAUGCUUGAACAGCUUCCAACAUUAGAUGUAACUGUGUUUAAAGCUGUGCUCUGUACACAAUACAUACAUGAAUAAGCCAUAUUAUACUGGUCUGGCAAACCUUUGUUAAAAUGCACUAUAGCCAGGGACAGGUUUUGGAAGAUUCUUGGGUGAGACACUCUCCAUGGUGAUGCUUGCUUAAUUUGUCCCAUGCCUAGAACAGAAAUCAAUUCAGCAAAUAUGAUUGGUAUUCAUUGCUUCUGUUGCUUUCAGCCUGCAAAUGAUACAUGAUUACACCUGCCCAGCCCCGUUUACAUUGUGUUCCUUUUUCACUGAAAUUAAUGGGCUGGAAUAAUAUAAUAACAACAUAACUUACGUCAUUAAUCACAUAAAUGAUGAAAGUUACGUAAUUUCAAAACUGAAACGAAUGAAGUAGUUUUUGGCAGAAAACUGCAGCAGGUAUCUGAAGAAGUGUGCAUGCACAUGAAAGCUUAUACCCAGUACAAACUUAGUUGGUCUCUAAGAUGCUACUGGACAAAGUGUUCUGCUGCAGUCGAAAUAAAUAAAAAAAUCAAUUAUUACCACUGGCAAUAUUCCAUUCAUUUGCCAUUUGGGCAGACCGAGGUGCUUCUUUUCUGAUGGUGGAGCUUCUCUCUGUUGCUGGGUGGAGGGACACGUCUGUCCCCUCCCUCCAUCUGCCCCAGCAGGGCAGAUUGGGAGUUUGGAAUGCUCCGUUAAUGAAUAAUCUGUGGAUGACUUCAUUAUGCCUCCCCUUGCUGAGAAGAGUGUAGUCUUUUCCAUCUGAUGUGAACCUCGUAGGCUUCAUUCAUCCUGACCUGGGUCUUUUUCUUGGAAUAACCGAGAUUCUUAAGAAGCUAAAACAAUUUUUGCGUGUGCCUUAAAAAAGGAAAAGAAAAAGCACUACAGUAGGAGAAGCCAACACUCUUCAGUGGCAGAUAGUUGAAGAGGCAUUUAUCAGCCUCUAAAUGUUAGACAUCCUCUUAAGCCACAUCUACUUAAAAGCAAAAUCCCUCCUCUUGGGGUAAGACAUUAAUUUAUGUAUUUCAAAAUCUUUACAUGUGCGGAGAUAAUCAGCCUGACAAAAAAACCUGAUUUAUGUGUGUGUCCUGAGGGUGGCUAGGGAUAUAACAAGCUUAACUAUUUUGACAGAUAUUUGGGCUUUGGAUGAUUCCCUUCUUUUCUUUCUUUGGAAGGGGAAAAAGGGGAAGCCUUUUUGAAACAUACACAAGUCAAAAAUGCUGACACAACCAAAAUGUAUUCAUUAAUAAUGCCAGAUUUAUUUAAGCUGCUGUGGAUCCAACUACUGCUGGAAAAUGAUACUCCAUCCUUCACAAUGCCAUUGGAAGGGAAAUUCAAUUAAUACUAUUCCACAUACAUUGCCCGUCAAGAAAGAUUCAUCUAUGAAUAUAAUGUCUUCAAAACGUGCAAAAUAAGUUUGUACAUGCAGUAGGCAGGGGAGGGCAUUAAUGAUGUAAUCUAUCAGAACUGUGAUAUGUUUUCAUAGGGGUACUCAUUCAUGAAAGGAAUUCCAGUGUCAGGAAGCUGUAGAUGUAUAGGAUAUGGUUAGAACAGAGAGGUUGGGAGAUGCCUUGGCCAAUCAAAAGACAGGACUUGCCAACCAGCACAGUCCUGGAGAGACCAGCUGCAGUUCGUAAAGCACUUCUGGAGCAAUGAAUUUCUAGAUCACUCAAGCAAGUGGGCCAGAUAAUAACCUACAGGGGAAUGGGCACAAAGUUGUUGAGGGUUGGCAGAAGGUAAAUUCCCAUCAGCUGGUAAAUUGCCGCAUCAUUUGCAGUAGAUUGGCAAGGGUUUCUAGAUGGUGGACUUUGGAGUUCUAGUAAAAAUCUGAAGUACAGUAGACCCCAACACCUGCCCAAUGCCCUGUUAGCAGUUCUGACCCCCCCCCCCAAUCCAUUGAUGACUUGGAAAUUGCAGGUCUCGGCAGAUGCUUUAUGAUUUUACUUGUAUCUUUAUUGCUGCUUUUAUUUUUUAUGUUAUAUUUUAUUUUACUGUGUUACAAUUUGAGAUCAAUGAAAUUCAAAUUGUCACACAAUAAAACACUAUAUAUAAAAAUAGUUGUUAUAUAUUCUAUUACAAUCUGAUUUCCAUAAAAUUCAAAUUCCAUUGCAAUAAAACACAAGAAACAAAAGAAGCAACAAAAAUACAAAAAGGUUCCAAUCUGAAUGUUUAGUAUGGUGGGUGUGCCAUUUCCUGUCUUCAGCUACAAAUUCACACACACACUGCAGAUCAUGUGAAUGUAGCUCGUGGACUGCUGUUGGUUUGCAGACCACAAUUUAGGAACUCCUUCCCCCUGUGUCCAACUGCAGGACAUCUAAUGCGCUGUCUCUGGUUGUGUCCAUUCCACAGAAAGGAGGAACCCCCAAUAUCAACUGCUGUCAUGCUUUGGAGUGACUCAUUGCCUCCUUGCAGAAUCAAGAUCUCUGGGGAAUGAGGCAAUGCUAGAGUCCAAGCCAAGGUGCUUAAUUAGAGGGAAUGCAAAGUAUCCCUAGUGGAGAAACCAAGCCAAUGUCAAUUCCAGGAAUGAAAUUGGAGCAGUUUAGGCAAAAAGGAGGAGGCAGCAGCAGCAAUAGUGGAGCUGAAGGAACAUAGAAAGCUGCCUUAGUCCAACCAAUUUGUUCAUCUAGUUCAGUAUUCUCUACAUUGAUUGGUAAUCAGUUCUCCAGGGUUUCAGAUGGGGGCAUUCCCAGGCUUAUCUGAAGAUACCAGGGAUUGAAUCAAAGACCUUCAGCAUGCAAAUUACAGUAUGCAUGCUAUCCUUGAGCUACAGCUCUUACCAAAAUGUGGCAGAGCCAGGAAGCAAGGCAAGAAGAAGAGUGGGCUUGGAGUCGUGUCACACAGAAAGUGUGUCACUGCAUGGUCAAAUCUAUCCACAGGAAGAGGAAAUCUUUAAAAGCAGCAUGCAAGGGAAGGAACUGAUCCUGGGUAGAGGAAAGCAUGCAGGAGGCUGGUGAUGUAUGCCAGAUUAUUCUUUUCUUUAGUUACGUCCCACAGCUAGCUACUGGGAAAUACACUGUUUUCAGGAAAAUGACAAAGAACUUUGUGGCAACUCAGAUUUAUUAUGGCAUAAACUUUUGUGGACCAGACCCUUCAUCACAGUGACAAUUCCUUUAAAGCAAAAUAGUUACAGUGACUGAUUAACAAGUCAGCAAGAACAUUUUGCUCUCUGGAAAGGAAGAUUCUUGAUCCAAGGUAUGAUGGUGCUUCUCCCCGUCCCUUGGGCAUUUGAUCAAAAUUGGAACAGUUGGCUUCUGGGGCCCAUAUUUAUCUGUCUACAAAGAGGCAGUUCUUCUCCCAGUUGAUGUACUUGAUAAAUAUAAAACAAAAUGUACAGCUCGUAUUUCCUUCCACUGCCCAAAAUGAGGAAAUGGAGUAAUUCAGCUGACUCAUUAUAGACCAAAUGUUUGAAAAGAAAGUAAAAGACAGACAGCAUGUUCAAGAGGGAUUAUACUUCAGUUAUAUGAUUCCUUGGGAGAAGCUAUUAAAAUUGUGGGGCUGGCACACCACUGUCUGUUGUUUUAUAUUAAAUGGGUGAUUGUCAUGGCAACUUUUGCAGUGUGUGAUACCUGAUCUCCUUUGGAGAACCAAGAAACUCUCUUAAAACAGCUCCCAAUUUAUUUAUUUAUUUGCUCACGGGUCAACAUAUUAUGCAUUGAUUUCAGGGAAAGUUCGCAUUAUGCAGAGCAAAGUGGCCUGAUCAAACGUUAUGAAUACUUAACGUUAACUUAAGAAGCCACAUCUCUUUCAAAUUCAAAAACGUUUAUCAUCCUUAAGAAAUCCAAAGCAAUGCUUUUAAAAAACAAGAAAACAAUUACUAUAUGGGCUUCUAUCCUGCCUUUCCAAUGCCUUAUCAAGUUAGUAGUCUGUACGGCGCUAUAAAUGUAAGCAAGACUCUCGUGUUUCCAAAGGUACAUAUCUAGUGCUAGGGAGCUGAACUAGUGCUAGGGAGCUGAACUAGCUGAACUCUGAAAUAUAUAUAUAUAUAUAUAGAUCGAUAUUGGCUAACUAUAUGUUUGGAGAGGGGAUAUGUUGUGGGGAGGGAGGGAGUGAAGGUGUUUUAAAAGUGGCAGUCCAUUUUGAAGUUAACAGUUAACUUUAAACUGCCUUAGUUUGUAGAAGGAACUCAAGUAACAAAACAUGUGCCUUAAAAAAGAGAAAAUGGACAAUGUUUAGGGAGUGAAAGAGCCAAGUGGAAUAACUCCUAAUUCAAUGUUUUCUGAUCAUGUAAAACUGCUAUUGAGGGAAUGCCCAUUUUAGGGUUCAGGUGCUUAACAAAAACAAAUCUCUACCUCCCUGCAGAUGGAAAGCUGUAUAUCAGGGUUUUAACCAAACUUUCAUGACAUGCUAACUUUCCAGGUGCAAAUGUUAAUCUGGGGGAACGCUGGAACAAUUUGCUCUCUAAAAUACUACAGUCUGUGAAGGACUGCACUGGGACCAUAGGGUGAUGGGUGGGAAAGAAAGAAAGAAUAAAAAUGCUAUUUGGCGCUACAUCCCAAGUAAUGCAAGGCCCUUUGAUGGGCUUUACUUAGCACUAGCAUCACCAGUGGAAUUUGAAUUGAGUUCAUUUCAUUGAUAGUACAUAUGAUUCAAGCUUUGUUUUCUUACAAAAGAAGAGUUCCAAGAGUCACUUUUGUCCACUAAGGGCCUUAUUGCGUGGCGAGUUCCCGUUCCCCCAGCAGAAAUAAUGACACAUGACACAAUUAUUAAGGUUAAUGGGCUAAAUAAGGCCACAACUUUAUUGGUUACAGGUAUUGGCUUAGGCAUUGGUCCUAACCAACUAUAUCCGACUUCAGCCCGUCUGCUUGAAUUCCGGGAAGGGUUAACCAUCAGUAGGGGGAGUCCUGCUGAUGCACAUCAACUAGGAACUCCCCCGGGGUCACCGAUUGGGGGUGUGCCUUAGGACCUCACCUCCCCAGGCUUCGGACAGGGCCACGCCUCCCAGAAUCCUUUAUCGGACUACCCUUCAAUAUGUGGGGCAGGUGAUGGCACUACCUCCCCUCUUCCAUCUACAGAACAAUACUAUUGCCUAACUGCCAAUACCAAGAAAGUUGUGACGAUUUGCUACGAGGUAGGCGAAAACCAAGUGGCUGGUACCAAUUUGCCUAGUGGAAAAAUUCCUACCAGGCCCCUCAACAGCAACCAACCAAGGUCUAUAGCAGGGUCAAGGAACGAAAACCUUAUAGGGCGGGGGGGGGGGGGAAACUGGAACAGCUGGCAGGCGGCAAAGAGGGAGAUCCCCGGCCGCCUCCUGCCUUAAAUAGGGCAGGCCAUGCCCCCAUAGCCAGCCGAUGACAUGGCCGGGAAUCCCCCCAAUUGUGCGGGGUGGGGCCGUGAAGCCACAACCCCACCACCUCUGUAGGGCGGGAGUGUGCUUGGUUGUGGUUUGUGUGUAGCAACACCCACAGUUGCUUUUCCAGUUUGCAAAUGUGCUCGAAAUACGUUGUGUUGUUGAUAUUCUUACUACUACAGUACUACUAUGACUACUACUAAUUUUAUUAUUUAUAGGUAGCCCACCUGGCUGGAUUUCCCCAGCCACUCUGGGCAGCUUACAGCAUAUUUCAGAAGCAUUUUUUGGGAAGUAGCUUAUAAAUCCUUAAAUAAAGCUCAUCCACAUUUCCAUUUGCCCCAUGAUUUCUAGGCAUGAGUAUAGAGGUUUUUCUUUCGUACUGUCACUUCCCCUGGGAACACUCACAGUUCACUGCUGAAUCACAACAAACAUCAACCCACAGAAAACCCAAUUGACGUUCGUUCCAAUUCAGUAGUAAACAGCAGGUUUCCCCAGAGAAAGUGGCAAGACAAAGGAAAAUCUUAUUGGACUAGAAAUCACGGGAAAAUGGAAAUAUGGAUGAGCCCAGAAUCACUGUGUAAUCUGUACGAAAAAUCUGAACAUUCAUUCUGCGCAGGCUUCUGAGUGCCUGUCAUGACGCAAACUUAUACCCAACCUGACAGUUUCUAAUAACCAAAAGGUGUGCACUUCACUUGCUGAAACAAAGCUUCUGUUCAUAUGGGUAUUAUUUACACCAAACAACGAGCUCCUCUCACAACGUGUGGAAGUAUUCCCUUUUUCAGAGCCAAACCUUUAAUUUUCUAAUCGGAGCAUAGCUAAUUGGGGGUUUGAAUCCUAAAUGCAAGGCUGGAACUCUCUGGCCAGAGGACCCCACCAGCUUAAAGGGGAAGGUAAUGCAAAAUUGUACAACCAGGCCAGGAAAACGGUCAUGGGGGUAGGGAUGGGCAAAUCUGUCAGUUUUGGUUCCUGUUUCUAAUUUUUCCAGUAACUUCAGUUUCCUAGAUGGCCGGAUCAGUUUGCAUUUUUCUAAAAAGUCCUAAUGAAAACUCAUCAAAAUUUUGGUGUGUAAUUUUCCUAGUAAACACAUUUUUGUUUGAUAUUUUCACCAAUGUUUAUGCACACUUUGCCACAGCAUGCGCAUUUUUGUAAACGUUACUUGGCUGGAGAACUGUACUGUACUGUGAUUUUUGAAAGAAGUCUAUGUUUCAGUUUUUUGCUUUAGAAAGUCUGGGUUUAGCUGGUUUGUCUUUUAAAUGUGAACAGAACUAGAUUUCUCUCUCAUCCCUAAAUGCGAGUAUUUGCAUAUUUGCAGGCUCAUAUUGCAUCUACCUAUCACUACCACUAAGUGCCUGCAGAAAUCUUGGCUGCAUUACACCUGAGCUAAAUAGGAGAUGUUUUGUGUGCUCAACACCAGGACGUAUGUUGUGGUAUUAAAGUCACCGUUUGGAGGUAGAUUUUCAGAUGUCCUCCAGUGACAUCAUUGUUACUAUAUUGGCUGGUCCCCCACUGCCGAAGCAACUUUGUGGUUGCUGUUUUAACUGCAGUUCAAAAUUCAAACUCACAACUAAAUGCAUUCCCCACCUGAGUAUGAAAAUGCUGCAGGUGACUAAUGAUCAGUGGGAAGGGAGGCUGCUUGACUCCAGGUGUGCUCACAAUACUUGGACUGAAAUCUAAUCAGUGUAUCUUUGGCAGGCUUAUGCCCUAUAUCCUGAUGGGCAGGGGGCAGUAUUAGGAGAGGUGCUUGUAGCAAACAGUAUUUAUUAGAAUGAAUGUGAAAAGUGGCCUGUGCAGAACUAUUCAAAACAAAGUUAAUUUCAAUGCCAUGUUUAUUUGUUUCUCCGUUCAUGUUCUUUUUCUGUGGCAUAUCCUACCACAUUUAGUUUUAAGAGGCUACAUAGGAAGCUCCUUAUACUGAGUCAGACCAUUUGUCCUUCUAGCUCAGUACUGUCCGCUCUGACUGGCAGUGGUUCUCCAGGAUUCCAGAUAGGUAGAUUCUGGCCCCACCUGGAGAGGCCAGGGAUUGAACCUGCGGCCUUCUGAAUGAAAAGCAUGUGCUCUACCACUGAGCCACAGCUCUUCCCCAAGUUUGAUCCACUUUAUUUAUUAAAUGUAUAAGUUUUCAUGGUCGGCAGGCUGCAUGCGAAGCCUCUGCCUUUUAUUCGCGUCAUUCUGUGCAGUCAACUCCCCUGGUGCACCAGACACUACAUCCCUCGUCAGCCAUGAAAUUCCUCCAAGUGCUGCAGGCAGGGCAGAGAUGCAGGACUCCAGAGGCAUGCUGGGGCAGCUUAACGACUAAUGGAGUGUGCGCCCUUUGCAAAGCUCCCACCAACUGGCUCCAACCCAAAACUUUAGGUAGGUUUUACGGGUCACAGUUGUACCUUUUGGAGUCUCUGUAAAAUAUCCCUUUGAGCUGGAACACCAUCUCAGCAAUGCUGAUUCUAGGCAGGCAGCCUGGGCUGCUGUUUCAUAUGCCCCCCCUCCCUGUUUGCUUCUAAAAAACACUUUCUUUGUGUUUAAGAAAGUAGUGCAGUCCAGCUGAUGAGAUUCAAUAGGAGAUCUUGAAAGUGGAUUAAAGCAUUAGACCCAAAUGGGAGCUGGGCGCCUCAACUCUCUUGGUAUGCUUUGGAGCUCCUGGAACUACUUCUGCUCCUGGAACAUCUACAUGUUACGAAUAACAGUGGAGCAAGUGAGGAGGGGUGCAAAAUUAUGGCCUGUUUUAACAGAGCGUUUGGUGAAGGGAAAGUGCUUUACUUUGAUCUCUGUUUUUCGUCUUUCUUUUUAAGCGACAAGAGAUUGAUGGAAUCUCCAUAUCCUAGAGGUUACCAGACCAUGGAUGACAUAAGUUUGGCUAUCCCUAACUUUGGAGUUAGGAGAUAAGAAUAAACUGCAACAUUUUGCUGCAGCAGGUCCCACUAUUUGCUGUUAGUAAAUAACGCCAUUACAACUUGAAAAUCUCAUUAAAUAUAUUUUAAAUUCUCAUGAACAAUAGAAGUAUAAUUAACUAACUUCCCAAAUUAACUACAGUGAUUACUGUUUUUGGAAUUGAUUUAAAAAUCUCCUCAGUGUAACUUCUGGAGCUGUCCUCCAGUGGUUUGAUAUCACAGGGCAAGCCAAGUGAAAUAUAUUUUAAUAACAGCCUUAAUAAAGCAGCCUCCCCUCUUCCUUGGUCAAAGCUCUAUAGCCAGACAGCAGCCAAAUAGUUAAAAGAGAACCCCAUACAAAGCUGAUAAAAUGCCACGCUGCUUUCUCAUUCCUCCUCAGGGAGAAGAGGGGAAGGCUGAUCUGGAAAAUGUCAUCAAUAAAAACUACAUUUAAAUGGUAUAUCAUGCAGCUGGCUACUGUGGGCAGAAUUAUAUGCCGUCAGACCAAAAGGGCCUUAAAAGAACUGAUCCUGCCAUAAUGGUGUAGCUUGACCCAUCUAGAAAAGAAUAGGCUUCUGUUUUCCAGCCCCACUUUCCAUCAGCAUCAAGAUUGUGAACAUGGCUAAACGGAAGUGGAGGGGCCUCAGUCAGGUUGCUGGAUGCUCUUUCUGCCUAGAUACCAUUAAUGUGCAAUGAUUCUCCCCAUUUCCUCUCCCCAGAACACUGUGGGGGGUGUGGGCCUCUGCAAGUGGGAGGCAGGGAGAGAAGGGGGCAGUCCCCCUCUUCCCAUAUGAACCAUAAUCUCCAGAUCCCCAGCUUUCCUUAAAAAAAGAGAGUAAACUUCUAGCAUUUGCAGAACCUGAGAUAUGAGGCAUAAUUUACAGGCACUAUUAUUUUCAAUUUUGGGGGUGAGAAACUGCCCUAUUUUACUUUGUCCUCCCCCCAGGCAGAAAUUCCCGUGGAUGUCCAUGGCUAUGGGGUCCUUAUGAAUAUAUACAACUGUACCUUGUACGUACAUAUGCAUGUGUGUAAAUAUAUCUGCCUGUCUAUCUUUAAAUAUACUAUAUGGUGAUGGCCAAAUGAGUCUAUUUCUUGUCUACUUCACUUUUUUAUUUAUUUCUUACAAUAUUUAUAUGCAGUUUGAGGCAACUUGGCAGCCCUGCAAGCUUAACUUACCACCCUGUGUCUCAGGACCUAAGUAGGAGACUCAGCGACCCUUUUCCAUCCAACUCUUUCCCAUCUAACAUGAGUAAAAAGCUACACUGGGCAAUACUAACUCUCUCCUCUAAUGAAAACAGACCCAUGCAGAGGAUGCCUUUGGCCUUCCAUCAUUCAGUGAAAGUGGGAAUAGAGCAGCUGGUAUUGCUGUACCGUCAAGUGAUGGGGGAACUUCUUGCAAUGAGUGGAUGAACUGCCUUAAUACUGCAAAAGGGUGGGACGCCCCCCAGCCUCUCUGCUUGCUGUUGGCUAAGAAAUUAGGGGAAAAGGUGAGGAAUGUUUCUGUGAAGGGAAAGAAAAAUGAGCAAGAGAAUGAACAGGCAUAGGAUGAGGCAGUGCUUUUUUUCUUAAAAAAUGUUUAGGGGUACUCUCAUUUUGACUUAAGAAAAUCACCAUUUUAUAGUUCAAAUUGAGGGAAAUAAGUACAAAAGCACAAAGUUUCACAAAAUGUUUAGGGGUAUGCGUACCCCUGCGUACCCCCAGAAAAAAACCACUGGGAUGAGGAGUGGCAAAGGUAAAAUGAAUACACUGAUUUGUGAUUGGAACUGUUUGCAUUGCUUGACUGCUUCAUCAAUUGCCAUAAUUCCUUGGUCCAUUCCUGGGCCUAAUUCAAAGUGUUAGUUUUGAUUUUUGAAAAAACUCUUAAUGACUUGGGAGCUCAGUGCUUUAAGAAAUGACCUAUCUCCACAUGUCCAUACGCAAAGACUUUCAGCUGGUGCUCUUCCCUGGGUUCUGUAGUCUGAAGGGGUUUAUGCUGCUUUUAGAGUUUGUUCCUCUUAUUUUUAUGUUUGUCUAAAUUGGUUUAUUGGGUUUUAUCAAUCAGAAUUUGUUUGAAAGGCAUGGUUUAAAAAUAUGCUAUUGAUGAAAUAAAUAAAUUGGAAGCAAUCAGAUACGUUUGUUUGGCUUCAGGUCUCAAGAGUUACAUCAUUUUUUUUUACUCACACAUGGGAAUGCAAAAUCCUUCCUACUUGAAAUCAAAGCCAAAAUUCACCAUAAUGUUUUAAAUGCCUUUCCCUGCUCCUAUAAUGCACUCCAGUUGAAUACACUUUGUUGUACAGUAUUCCUAAUGAGUUCCCUUCUUGUUUUCCUUUCCUCAGAUCAUUCUUAAUUCUAUGCACAAAUACCAGCCAAGGCUGCACAUUGUGAAAGCAGAUGAGAACAACGCAUUUGGCUCCAAGAACACAGCUUUCUGUACUCACGUGUUUCCAGAAACAUCCUUUAUAUCCGUGACAUCCUAUCAGAACCACAAGGUUUGUGCCACCGUGGCCCAAAAUAACAUUUUGUUUUGUGAAUUUGGUGAUAUGUUUGGGGUGGUGGCAGCAGCAGGUGCAACUUAAACCUUUGUAAAUGAAACUCCACCAAAGUAGCAUUUUUCCUUUGCUUGUCCUGAUGAGAACUUUACUGCUCAGACAGAGAAGUUUUAGUACUAUGAGACAAGUAACCUUCUCUCGUCACUUUCUUCACACUGUGACUGGAUUAUUCCUACCUAAUGGUUGGUAGUUCACAUUUAAACUUUAAUCAUAUCGAUUCCUUCUUUCUAUUCUUCCGGUGUGUCUGUAAUAACCUAAUUGCUCAAGGGUUCCAGUCUUCUCCUCAUAUUGUUUGUCUUCAAGUUUUGUAGGUUCAAGAAAGCUUUGGGACAUUAUUAGGUGGUUAAUGUCAAACUCAGUUUUACUCAGUGUAGACCUACUGAAAUGACGGAACCUAAUUUGGUCACAUUCAUUAAUUUCAGUGGGUCUACUUUGAAUAAAACUUAGUUGAAUAUGACUCAAUGUUUCAUUUGGGUCACACAGGUCCCCCCCCCCCAGAUUUGAAAUGAAGAGAGCUUUGUUAAGUUCUUUAUUUCUAUUGUAAAAAAAGGAACAGCAUUGCUAAGGUCUUGGGUUCGUGGGAUUGUGGUGCAUUGGGGCAGCUCCAAACCUCUGCGCUAAAUGGAAUAUGUGCACCAUUGUAGUCAUUACGGAUGAGACUCCGCCUUGCAGGCAGGUUCUCAUUAAAGGCUGAUUUCCUGUAAGAGUGUGUAGGUCAGGGAUGGGCAUUUUGUGGCCUUCCAGAUGGUGGUAGACACCAUCUCCAGACUUUGGCCAUGCUAGGAGUUGAGAGGCCAAUAACUUCUGGAGUGUGGCAUGUUCCCAACCCCUGGGGCCCGUGCUCAGAAAUCAAGCUAUUGCCUUUGGAAAAAAUUGCAUGGCCAAACUGUAAUCCAAGAAUGUUGGGCCAGCUGGCAGUGAGCCCAAGGGCAGACAAAAGUAAGGACUACUUCCCACAAAGAGUAAUUAACUUACGGAGUAAUUGGCUAUGAAGUUAUAUGGCUUAAAAAAAAAAAGAUUAGACAAAUGAAGAGAGGCGGUGAAACAUACAGAGCAGAUGCCACGAUUUGCUAAAUAGAACAUCUGUGUUCACAGGAACUGUGCCUAUGGGGGAUAGAGGCUGGGCAGGGCACAUCACACGGGAAGGUUGUUGGCAUUAUGCCAGGCCAAGGUGGGCCUCCAUCCAGGAAGACAGUCUUUUUGGUUCUUAAAGGCUGUGUCGGAAGACAGGCUCUGAAUAGAAAGCACCCACCCACUUGCCCUAUGCUUGGUUUUACCAAAACCCAGAGGAUGCCAUUCAGGAAAGGAAGGAAAGUGUACUGAGUGUGUGUAUGUGUGUUUAAAACAGGUAUCUUGGCAGUCACAGUGAGCCCAGUAACUAAUGAAUCAGAGGCCAUAAACUCUCGGAUGUCAUUCAAAACAGCAAGCAAACCUAAUAAUGACUGGUAAAGCCCAGCCAUAAAUCUACAGUGAAAAGUAAUUACGGUAUAUGUAUUUAGGGAGACAUACAAGGAAUGUUACUAUAAAAGCAGUUAAGAGCCUGCCUUGCGGUCAGAACAUGAAGGAAAAGAAGGAUUUUUUUCUUUUUUUGAGUGGGCGUGAGAUUGAGAGAACUGGAGGGGGGAAAACACAAAAUGGAUUUCAGCUCUUGUUCUUGUGGUAGAUUUACAUGCAUUUUGUGAAGGUUUGGUCUGAUUGGAUGCAUGUGAUACAACUGGAGUCUGAGUCAAGAUCUGUACUGACUGAGAAUUGGCACUCCAAACCACACACUAUCUGUGUAUGUGUGGAGUGUGCGUGCACUAUCUAUUGCUCCACAACCUGUAGAGCAAGAAGGAGAACAAACUUCAGACUUGUGGGAUCGAUGUCUUUUUUAGGGGGGGAGGGGUGUGUGUUAACAUCAAGAUCCACCAAUUGGAGCCAAGUGAGGAAAAAAAUGGCAUGGGGUGUGUGACUGAACAUAGACCUAAAAUUAAGAAAGAGGUGUUCGAGCACAUGUUUAGCUUUUGAUACCAAAACUGAGCUUGGCGCCAUCCCCCACCUCCUACCCCCAACUCUGGUUUUCCUCCAAGUAUUCUUGGUUUCAACAGUCUAAUUCAGGAGUCAGCAAACCUUUUCAGCAGGGGGCUGGUCCACUGUCCCUCAGACCUUGUGGGGGGCCAGACUAGAUUUUGAAAAAAUAUAUGAAUGAAUUCCUAUGCCCCACAAAUAACCCAGAGAUGCAUUUUAAAUAAAAGGACACAUUCUACUCACUCAUAUAAAAACACGCUGAUUCCCAGACCGUCCGCGGGCCAGAUUUAGAAGGCAAUUGGGCCGGAUCUGGCCCCCCAGGCCUUAGUUUGCCUUUUAGAGGGGAACCUUUUAGUUGCUACUGUUAAACACUUGGGGGGCAGAAACGUUUCUAUUGGAAAUCACCCAGGCAUUUACCAGUAGAUUCCCAGUCUAUAUUCUGUCUGCUUACAGCUGCAAAAUGAAUGAAGGGUUCCCAGCUUGUAUCUUGGGAGAAGGUGCCCAACAAAGCCACAGGUUUGAGUAGCUGUUUAAUUAUGGGCGGAAAACAUAGAAAGGCAUGGGAUUGUAACAAACUAAGUUCUGUUCAGACCAGACCCACUUAAAUUAAUGGGCAUAAAGUUAGAUGUGUCCAUUGAUUUCAAUGCCUCUUCUCUGAGUUAGGGAUGUUGGAGAAUUUUGACUGAAAUGGGAGCGGAAAUUGAUGGAGUUUGCUUAUUCUUCAGGAACAGAAAUCCAUCCAGCAAAGAAAAUUGGUAUUUGCUACUACUGCUGUUUUCAGUCUGCUAAUGAUGCAUAAUUGAUGUUUCCCACCCCCAUUUGUAUUGCAUUUCCAGUGUCAGACUUUGGGCUCUCAGAUUUCAGCGGCACCCUGUGCGAUGUGAAAAUUCAGGGACCCCUGGUUCUCACACUCUGUUCUGCAGUAUAGAUGUGGCGCCCAGUGCAACCACACUGGUCACACUCCCCUGAAACUGACUGGCAUUUCCUUUGCAUUGAAAUGAAUACAGUGGUACCUCGGGUUACAGACGCUUCAGGUUACAGACUCUGCUAACCCAGAAAUAGUACCUUGGGUUAAGAACUUUGCUUCAGGAUGAGAACAGAAAUCGUGCGGCGGCGGGAGGCCCCAUUAGCUAAAGUGGUACCUCAGGUUAAGAACAGUUUCAGGUUAAGAACAGACCUCCAGAACAAAUUAAGUUCUUAACCUGAGGUACCACUGUAGUGUGGAAUAACACAACGAUAAGGUAACGAGUUACAUAAAAUUCUGCCACAGCAGACAGCGAGAUCAGUAACAUAGUUUUUGUUAGAAGCUGAACUGCAGUCGAAUGGAAACAGUAAUGCAUGUAACAAACAUGUAUUGGAACAUAAAUCAGUGCCUUCUUGCGUCCUUAUUCUGAGUAGGACUAACUUUGGAUGUAAUCCAAAGCAAUUUCUCCCAAACUGCUUGUCAUAGGAUUCAACCAAAAAUGUUGACAAUCACAAACUUUACAGCACAGUAUGAAUUUCAUGAAAUCUGUGCCAGAUUGUUGGGCAGGGGGAGAAAUCCCUGGUCAAGGAAGGCAUUCAAGAGCACUCGUCCUCCUGACACCGUCUUUGACUCGCUUAACCCAUAGCAAAGUUGUCAGUUGUAAAGUGAAGCUCUCCAGAAACAGUUUUGUCUGGAGAGGCUUUAUGGAGAGAGAUCACCUUAAGGUCUCACUUAAAAUGUCAGUAUUAGGGAGAGGGUCGUAUUUCUACACAAAUGACCCAGAGAGAUGUACGGGUUUCUUGACACCCAGCUUAAAAGCUCUUUUCCUCACAACUCCAUUCACAAACAGGAACAGUUGCUGGCUUUGGUAACUUCAAGCAGCUGAGGCAUACCUUAUUCCAACUCACAAUGAACUGUAUACUGUUUGGGUACUGUGAGCCUCAUGAGCUAACCAAACGAAUCAGGGAGAGCAGUUUUACAGCACUCUGGCUUUGUAACUUCAGGAGUUUAUUCCAUUUCCCAAACUAAACAGUGGACUCUGUGAGGCGGGAGAUGGAGAAUACAGAAACUGCAGCAGAUUGCUGAAACUGAUUCAGAAUAAGGCACCAAAUGCAUCAUAGGGCUGACACUACCAGCUAUUUAGUUCAAAUCUGAGGCUGCUUGGUAGCCACUUUGAACUCUGCCUCAUGCUUUCCUAUUUAUUUCAAACACUGAUGUGCCAUUAAAAUGUUCAAGACAGCUGACAAUGGUUAAAAAUAAGAAAGACAUGAGAUUAAAAACUGCAAGAAUGGUUUAACUCUGGAGACAAUGGUGGUGAGGUACUUUAUAGGGAAGAAUGGCAUCAUUCUAUGCAAUGUGCUGGUAGUCUUUAUAAAAAAUGCUGUUUUUUAUUGCGAUACGAAAGCAAGCCAGCUUAGGAACUCUUGUAAUGGCUGAAAAGUGGGGUAAAAGUGAUAUACCAGUAUUUAUCUUCAACAUUAUUGAACCCCCCCCUUAGUUGCCCCACAUCUAGUUCUAUCUUCAACAAUACCACUCAGAUGCAUCAAUACAAGAAUAGGCAGAAAUUAGACUAGAGUUGGUGCAGUUAACUAAAUUUAGACUCUGGAUUUAAUGUUUUUUUGGCGGUGUGGCGGCGACUGGCAAUGUAUCUUACUUCACUAACUUCAAAAUGUGGUAAGCCAGCAAGGGAUGGGAAUGAAAUUUGAUCCAUUUAAAUGUGACCCCAGCUAAUUAGCAGCACUUUCCGGAACUAUAUGUGAACCAAAACACAGCCAUAUUUCAAAGUUUGCACUUCUCUGAAUUUUGCAAUGCAAUUCUCUUAGCUAAGUAAAGGGUACAAAAAUGGAUAUACUAGGAUAAAGUGUGCAUAAAAUUAAUACAUUGGUGAAAAUAACAUACAAAAUGCAUUCUAUUAGGGGAAAUUGCUUUGGGGGAAAAUGUGCAUCAUAAUAGAAAGUCAUACUAAAAUACUGCUGAAUUUUUACGAGUACUUACAAAAAUGGCAAAUUGAUUUGGAAAUGUGGAUAACUGAACUUUAUGUUGAUCAAAUGAGACACUGAAAUUGACAGAUCCCCCUGUCCCUAAUUAGCCAGCCCUGGAGCAUUUGGGUGCCCUCCUGCUCCUUCUGUUGACCAGGCUCUGGACCUUUGCCCCAAAGUCCUACUCUGAUGGCAGCACUGAUUCGGAUGUAGCAGUAGACUCGUCAGAUUUUUUGUUUCUGUAUUAUUUAACAACAAAACCCUCCCUCUUAAAUUAAGCUGCUCGUGUCUCUGUUCUGUGUAUGCAGAUUAGGGGUCAUGUGGCGUAAUAAGUAAUUGACUCUCCCUCCCCCCAGCCACUAUUUAACACCUGGCUCUGAUUAAUGGACCUUGGGGUUCUAGUAAAAAGCAAAGUAGAUCCCAUAGGCUUCAGGUUUGCUCACACCUGCUUUAGAGGAAAUGCAGAAUGGCCCAGAGCACAAACUCAGAAUUCUCAAAGCAUUAUUUAGGCCAGUGAUGAAGCCCCAUAAAUUGUUUUCAGUAUCAAGCUAAUCCCUAAAACAUUCUGCUUCGACUAAGCUGGGUGGGGGAUAAAAAAUCUAUACAGAAUGUCAAAAGCAUGCUUUUUUUGGUUCUGUUUAGCCUGUAAAAUAUCAGACACUCUUCACAUAUUUUGAAGAAUCAUCACUUGCUUGGUGCUACCAAAUCUAGCUUACUUCACAGCUUCAGUAACGUGGUAAACACACUGUCUGCUAAUGUUAGAAACAUAAGCCCAAUUCCCACCAUCUUGUGGACAUCUCCUAACCUCAUUAACUUUCCCCAUGUUCAAGUUGGCUGCAAAUGGUGUCUCUGAGCAUGUACUGAGUGCUCUCACCUUGCUUUCUUCCCACUUCUGUCCUCUUGUUCAGAGGCACAUCGUAGUCGGGAUCCAGAAUGCCAAGAUGUUUCUGGACUCCAGCUCGCACCAUCCCUGACCAUUGGCCAUGCUGGCUGGGACUGAUGGGAGUUGGAUUUCAGCAACAUCUGGAAGCCACCAGGUUGUUUUGCCUUUACCAAUUAAACACCAGCCCCUUUCACUCCAAGAUGCAUGGCAGCCCAGAGGACACAGGAUUUAUUGUAACCUAUAGCAAGAUAUAUCUCCAAUCCACAAGAUGAAUCCAUGUGUUGAGUUGACCUGUGCCCCAUUUAGGCUGUGGCUAUUUAUGCACCCACUCUAAAAAGGACCUGCCAACUGAGAGACUAUAUUAUUUCAAAAUCCAAAAUCCUGCCAUUAUGGAGCCACAAACAAGUAGCUCAUUCCCAGGUUGUCUAUUCAAAUAAAAACAGACUUGGCAGAGCCGAGGCAGGAACCCUCAGUGUGAAUCUUGGUUGCAAAGUUACAGUUGUAAGUGCAGCUGCAUAGCCCCAAUAUGGUUAACCAAAGAAUCCACUGAGAACAUUCUUAGUAACUCUUUGGCAUCUUUUAAUCAUGUCAAUUAUGCUAAUCAGCUGAAAGGACUCUGGUGUGAGAUCUGUAAAAACACUUAUUUCAAAACGUCCAUUUGGGGCGGUGAUGUAGCAUCUAGCAACAGCAUCUUAAUAUCUUGGGACCAGCAGGAUUGUAUCAUUUAGUGUGAUACUAUAACUUGAAGACAGAGAAGGCAGGAAGAAUAUGGAAUCUGAUAAAGGGGAAAUAAGAAGAGUUAGGGAUUACCUGGAAAGGGAUAGCAGAGAAGACUUUGAGGCAACAAGAGUGAAUAGUCUAGGCAUGUCAGGUCAGGCCCAUAGUUCAUCUAGUGCAGAAUUGUCCACACUGGCUGGCAGCAGCUCUCCAGGAUUCCACUCAGGGUUGUCUCCCAGCCCUACCUGAAAAUUGAAUGUGGGCCCAUCUGCAUGCAAAGAUGUUCUGUCCCUGAGCUAUGGACUUGCACAAACAUUGUGGCCACCUGUCCUAUAGGAUCUGCAGGGCUAAAUUUAAAGGAUGGCUUCCCCUUCAGGGAAGUUAAUGACUGAGGCAGUGCCGGUGGAGAUAUGUAGAAAUCCCGAUCUAAAAUUAAGAGGCAGGUUUUCCUGAUGCAAGAGCCCAUUAGGCUUGAAAUCUGGAACGUACCCACUGAAGGUCAGGGCUGUGGGUGCCCUAGCUCUUUCCCUGACUGUCUUCCCACCCGCCCUAAAACAAAAAGUAUGGAAUGGAGGAUAGCUGCAAAUGUAUUUUUGUUUAGCAAGGAGAUGGGAGUUAGAGCGAGAAGAGAGAAACACUGUAAACAGAACAUUCUGCAUCCUGUUUGCAGGCAGUAAAGAACUUAUUAUAAUGCCAGUUGCUGAGGUGUCCUUUGGUGACACAGAGUACAGAAAGGAGCUGAAUGAAGAAGUGUUCAAUUGCACCUUGGUUUGUGGGUGGAGUGUUUAGGCAAAGCGUUGCAGCAUCCUGCGGUCUUUGGAAGAUUGUUAAGCUGCCACAGGCUCUACCACAGCUUAAGGAACCUCUAGGGAAAGGCUAAGUAUGUGGGUGGGUAGGGGGCAGCCUGACUCCCUCAAUUACAGAGCCAGUAGCAUCACUUUCCAGGUAUCAUUUAGUCACUUGCCUGGAGCUGUGCCUGCCAUCAGCCUUGUGAGUGCUGUUCAAUGAUGCAGCGCACGGGGACACAGGGCGUGGAAGGCAGCGUUGUAAAGAGAGGCUAAAAAUAUAAUAAAAAGCCACAUUUUUGAAAAUCCCUUUUAAAAAAAGAAAGAGAGCAGAAUUGGCCAAGAUGAGUGUGCCAGGAAAGCUGCAGCCAGCCAGCCAGCAGAAGGUAAAGUGGCCUCCUUUUGAAAUGUCAGUGCCUUCCAGGGUGUGGGGUGCAGGAAGAGGGACUUGCCUUGCUCACCCACUUUCCCGAUAAGCAUUGCUUGGCUGCUAGGUCGUGUUUUAGCAGUUUUCUACUGGGGUCCAAUCCACACUUGUUUCUGUUCUCUCCCCCUCUCCCCAGUAAUAUUCUUUUGGACUGGCUUGUGAGGUAGACAAGGCAUUUCCCAGCCUGUACUAAUUUCACUGCUUGUGCUGCUGUAUGCCAUCAUUUUUUCACACUCCUUUUAUGACAAAUUUUUAAUUUGAGCUUCUUGGAUGAAAAGGUGGGAUAUGAAUGCAAUAGAUAAAUAAAAUAAAGCACUCUGUUGCCAUAGCAGCUUGAAAAGUGACGGGGAGAUGUGUGAGAUGAAUGACUAGCUACUGGGAGGAGAUAUAAACACCCCUACAAGCCAAUCAGGAGAAAUGCUCAUUUUCAUCUAACCCUGCAAACAAAUCAGAAUGAAUACUAAUAAAGACUGGAUAUAAUCUAACUAGUACAUAACUUUGUUCAAGCAAUUCAGGAUGAAUGCUAAAUGCUCAAUAAAUAGGUCUUCUGGAGAAGCACAAACUCUGUAGUCUCCUUUCAAAUUAAUAACUCGCCGCAUUUAUUUCCUUAAUAGAUAACUCAACUGAAGAUAGAAAACAACCCGUUUGCCAAGGGCUUUAGAGGCAGCGAUGACAGCGACCUACGCGUGGCAAGAUUACAGAGGUGGGACAACUAAACAGAGACAGAUAAAAUUAGGAAGGGCCCAGAAUAAGCGCAGGUGUCUCUCUGUCUAAUACAGCGAGUUCAUGGGCAGUGUUUUCUCUGUAGGUGGGGAAAACUGUAUAUAUUGUCAUCCCUGUAGUGUGCUGCAUAACUAAGUUAUUAAUUUUAAAAAUUGUUAAGAGUGCUUCUCAGCAAUAACCUCAGAGGAGAGUUCUUUCAGACUGGAGGCCUACUAUAGCCCAGCAACAGACACAACACACAGGGCUUCUGCUUGUCUGUUUUGGCUCUUGCUUUUGCUGGAUCGUGUCCCCUUGGGGUUCUGUGCAAGCAGCAGCAGAUCUUGAUCUUCACAGCUAUCAGAUGCUUUGACUUGCACAUUUUGCUGCUUUGGCAGGAGCCCAUGUGUGCUUGGCAGAAGUGGGCUAUAAAUAAAUUAAAUGUGCAUUACAGAUGGGAAACAGACAUGGAGCAAGGGUGCUUUGCCCAAGGCCACCCACUCAGCUCUGUGGCUGAACUGUGAUCUUAAAUACAGAUCUUGUCGGCUGGGGAAAAGAGCAUACGCUUUGCAUGCAGAAGGUGUGAGGUCAAAUUCCCAGCAUCUUCAGCUAAAAGGCCAUCAGGUAGCAGGUGAGGAGAACUGGUCUGAGUUCCCAAGGAGCUGCUACAGUACCCAUACAGUCUUAAGGUGACUUUCUUAUGCCCAGCACUCCAGGGCAGUUCUUCUGAGGAACUCCUUCCGCAUCCCACGAUCCAAAGAAGUUGUGUGUGUUGCAGGAGAUUCUGGGGACAUAUCCUAGGGGGCACAGUCCAGGUCAUGCAUAGUUCUAGUCUGAAAGCCUGUUGGGUUCAUUGUAACCCCACAUGGAAGGAGAGUGCUUUUCUAAAUCAUGCCCUCCUAAAUUACACCCAUCACUCUCCUGCAACAGGCCCACUGCAGAAGAAUAAGAGCAGAGAUGGUCUUUGGUCAAGCUUCUUUUAGGGAAACUAGUCCAGUGUUCCUGAAGGAAGCUUCCAAGGAACACAGUUUGGAAACCAUCUUUCUAGGGCCACACAAUAAUAGUGAGAUAACAUUCCUGAUGGUUUUGUUCUGUCUAAAUGUGUGUAAAACUGGUUCUUUUCCUAUUGCAUUUUGCAGCAAAGAGUAUCCAGUGAUCUCCAAAAGCAUAAUGAGGCAGAGGCUGGUGUCAACUCACGGUCAGCUUUCCACUAAAUCUGACGUCAGCUCGCUCCACGGGAGCCACCAGGGUCUCCAGCAUUACCAGUAUGAGAAUGGUGCUCACAUGCAGUUUGCAGCAUCAGAUGCCCCAGACCUGCCCCUCAACACCUUCACGGCACAAAGAGAAUCGGGGCUCUUCUAUCACUGCCUGAAGCGGCGAGGUAACUGAGAUCUGUAGGCAAAAAAAUGUUAGGCUAGGAGACCUUACCUAACAGAGUAGUGGGGGAUUUCCAGCGGAUUCUCUAAGGGAAAAAAUGUCUCAUACAAUGCAAUUCUGAUUAAUAGCAAUCUUAGUUAUUCUGAAUCCUAUAUGGUUGCAUUUCUUGUAACACUAGUUCAAUGAAUUCAAAUGUGCACACACAUGGAAUUUCAUCUCUCUUUGUGUGUAUGUGUCUUAUUUGGUGUAACACACUGCAAUCUUAAGCACACUGAUGAGGGAGUAGGUGCUAUUGAACUCCCUGAGAUUUAAUUCUGAGUAAAUGUGUUCAGAGCUCAGCUACAUGUGACUUUGAAACACUUGACCUAAAAGUUAAACAAAGCCAUAAGCAGUGUAGCCAACAAGCAGAAGAGCAAGAAAGUUGUUAAUCACACCACUCUGAAAAUUGGUUCUUUCAGAAAAAUUCAUUUAUUAACUAGCUUAUUCAUUGUAAAAAAAUUCGGGGUUCCUUGCAACAAUAAUUGGGGCUUCCCGACCUCAGAAUGCUGUUCUACAGCAAACAAACAUUAAGAGAGAUCCCCCGCCCCCGAGCACAUAGCAAAAACAUUUACCAGCCCUUAGCAUUUAUCUGGCAAGUUUUCUGCAGCAUUUUGACGUGAAGUCCUGGCAAAUGUAGACCACUUCUCUUUUUCUGGACAGCGCUCUUGAUAAGGCAUUUGAGGGCUCCUUGAACUUGUCAAAAGCAACACUACAAAAGCAUUGUGGCCAGCCUGUUAUCGAGAUGAAUGAAAAGUAAUUGCUGGGUGUAAGAAAGCAGUAGCCAAAGUCAUUUAAACUUUCAACUGAUAGAGAAAGCCCCUUAAAUUAAGAUUGAUUGGAAUAGAUCGACAUUGGCAAUGCCCUGCCUUUUUGAGAAUGAGGAAUGUCUUUCGAAGAAUAAACAGGGCUAUUUGAUUAUUACGAAGGCAAUGCUGUAGCUUCCCAGAUCAACAGACAGCCUGAUUCUGCUCAGAGAUAGGUUCACCUUAGGCAUGCCUACUGCUGCAUAGGAUCAGGCUGUAAGGUGCAUAAUGCGAGGGAUUAAAAAGCAAGUUGUAUGAAGGCAGAUUGAAGAACCAGGAUAGGGUUAACGGCAGGCAGAGGAGGAAGGGGCUAUUCCUACAGUAUUUAGAAUAGUUCAAAUGAUCACAAGGAAGAUGACAGGGGGCACCUGCCACACCUGCUGUGGAGAAAAGGCAAAGCGGCGAGUUUCAACUGCUGCUUUGUCUUUCAAACUUUCUACCUUUAACGUGCCCUUUUCCUAAUUGAUUUUUUACUGCAUAUUGCAGAAAGUGAACGCACCCAGUUGCCAAAACUUGGGGGGCAUUCCUAUCGCCCUAUGCAAACACAGAGAGUGACCAAUAUAUCCAACAAUCCAGAGGGAUGGUCAGCAAUAAGGCACUUUCUGUACCUGGGCUGGAAGUGAUUAUAAGAACUGCAUGUAGAGGAAACUAGCAAUGCAGUGGUCUGUGCCCAGAACCUUUUAACUAUCUAAGCAUUUCUCGCUUUGCUUGUUCCUUGGUAUGCAUGCAGAGGGUGCCCGGCAUUUGGAUUUACCCUGCAAACGCUCUUAUCUGGACGCCUCCUCUUCUGUCGGGGAAGAGCACUAUUUUCGGUCACCACCUCCUUAUGACCAGCAAAUGCUGAGCCCCUCCUACUGCAGCGACGUGACGCCGCGGGAGGCGUGCAUGUACUCCAGCUCCGGUGCUGAAAUUGCAGGUGUCUCAUCGGUAGAAGACUUGCCUCCUCCUCCUCCUCCUCCACCUUUGAGCUGCAAUAUGUGGACCUCAGUUGCACCUUACACCAGCUACAGUGUUCAGACAAUGGAAACUGUCCCCUACCAGCCGUUCCCUGCUCACUUCACAGCUACCACCAUGAUGCCGCGUCUACCCACCAUCACGAACCAGAGUUCCCAGCCGCCGGGCAACAGCCCCUUCACAGUCUACAAUCAGCUUUCACAGUCUCAGGCCCGGGAGAGAGUCCCUGCGCCCUCCUUCCCAAGAGAACGGGUGCACCCCUCAGUGUGCGAGAGGAAGCCCCCCUCUCCCCACUUAGGCGCAGCCAAUGAAUUCCUCUACUCUCAGACCUUCUCGCUGUCCAGGGAAUCUUCUUUACCGUAUCAUUCAGGAAUGGGGACUGUGGACAACUGGCCUGAUGGAUGA